AUGGGCUAUACGGAUUGGAAUGGUUUCUGGAACAAUGGCAACAGCGGGAGAACUAUGUAUAAUCGUCAAAACUCCGAGACGAGCGGACAAUCUUGCGGAGGUUGUUCCUGCAACAACCAAGAACGUAAAGCCACUUGUACUGGCCUGAGCGUGUAAGUAUCUUGUUUCAAGUUUGAUAUUACUCUUUCUUGUUUUUUUAUCUUUAUUGAGUUUAAUACCUGCAUUGUUUUGUUUGAAGUUGUUUUAUUGCCACUUCGACGGAUUUUUAUCAGCGCUAUGUAAAAAACUUUGAUCCGAUUGAAAAGAGCAACACAAACAAGAGGGGGAAAUGUUUUAUUUAUUAACAUGAUUUCGACAAAAUGCACUUUUUAGAUGUUUCAGAAUUACUACUUUUGUCUUUGAAGAGAAGGAUUAUCUGAAUUUUAGGUAUUAGAAGAGGUGGGUGGUGUUCAAUUGAUAUCUGGGACGAGAAAAAUUUUACAACUUAUGCCAAAGGAUCUCUUGAUCUGAAUCUGUAAAGAUUUGAAACGCUGUGACUAAAUGUUCGGUUCUGAGAGGUUUUUUUUUAAGUUCUUAAGAGUAUCUGAUGUCUAAUAAGAAUUGUCAAAAAAUUCCAAAAACUGUUUUGGUUUUUAGUGGGCGAAUUUUCCGUACUUGUGUAAUUAUCUUCAGUUCGCAAGGUAUUACUUGUAGAACUUUUCCAACAUAUCAAGUUUAUGUAAUGCACAAGCUCGGAACAUUCGUCCUGUUAAACAUUGACCUAUACUCUAGCAUUAGUAUACAUAUUCUCUAUACUGUCUACUUAAAUUACCUAAGGUGCUGAAAAAGUUAAUUUGUUUAAUAAUCAAAAUUUACUUUGGUUGGCGAUCAUUCUCUUUAUUUCCUUGACCUUAAUGAGGAUUUAUAAUGGUAAUUGAAAUGAGUGGAGUGCAAUUUGGGCUGAAAUCAUACGCGUGAUUUCAAAAUUGAACGAGCGCACAGCGCGAGUUCAAUUUGAAAUCACAAGUAUAAUUUCAGACCAAAAUUGCACAACACAAAGUUCAAUUACCGCUUUAUUACAUCCAUUUUGAAAUCGCCCAAAUACAGGACUUCAAAUAUUUUGUUACUACAAUACUGAGCCAGUUUCAAAUUAAAUUCAUCCAUUUUUUGGGAGGAAAAAAAUAAGAGUUUUGGAAACAAAAGUUGUAAAAUUUGCCACAUAACACUUCAUAUCUUUCAGCUUCCUGCAAUUUGAUCGGUUACUUUAAACAAGCCUUGAAGUCUGAUUGGUUGUUUUGUUUUUAGUGUAGCCUCCUCAUAAAGCAAAAAAAGUGGUGCAAUUUGUGAAUAAAUUGCACCAAUUAGAGCCAAUCAGAUUACAGAGACCACCAGUGAUUUCAAAAUGGGUGUAAUAAAGGGUGACAUUGCGCAGAUAAAUUACAUGCUAGUCUUUCCUAUUAGGGGUCAGAGGAUUAAAAACGAUUGUAAUAGUUGGAUCACUUGGCAUUUCUAGACAAACAUUGAAUGUCUCUCAUUAGGUUUUGGGGGGAAUGGGGUAAAUAUUUCUGACAUUCAGACAUGGUCAUACCCAGCAUUCAGAAAUAUUAACCAAAUUCCCCCCAAAAACUUCUAGCUUACUGAGUGAGGAUGUACAGUGUUCUUUGGCUUGCCUCCCAGUCAGAGUUCACAGAGUUCCUGAGAUUUUGUUGUAACAGGCUCCCAGUGAAACUGCAAUUUAGUGUUCAUGGGCAUUGCUGUCACAGUCCUUCAAGGGUAGAAAGUGUUCCUGCUCAUGCUUGAAUUUUACUAGAGCUUGUUGGAGUGGCUGUAACUCUUAUAAUAAUGAUGAUUUGGUCUGUGGUGACAGGUCAUGGUGACCAUAAAUCAAUGAAAGACUGAAGUUUUUUGGAUAAUGAACUUUAUGUGGGCUACAUUAGCUGAUACUGGUAUUUAGCUGAUAGUUGCAUGUAGUCCAUAGGAGAUUAACACUUGACCAAUGUUUGAAAAGUAUUUGAUCGAUCUAUAGCAGGCAACUAGAUAUUUAUCAAAUAGCAGAUUGAUAACAGUUGUAUCACUUUAGGUAUCAACUGUCAGGAUAUGAGGGCAUCAAGAUACUUAAUGUCUAUCUGACAAGAGGCAAUUUUCUACAAUGAUCAACCUACUAUCAAUUUACUUUUAGCCCCCAAAUUGAAAAACUAUCAGUGGACAUAUCAACUGACUGAUAAAUUGCCUGACUGUGGCUGUCUAUCUGUUUGUGCCCUUGUUAAACCCUGGUGUCAUCAUUGACCUGGGUCCGGGACUGGGUUCUGUUUUCACAACCAGGAAUACAAUUUGCUUUUGUUGAUGGAGCAGAGAUCUGUGUGCCUUACAAGAACUUUAGGUGGAAAGACUUUUGUCAGAGGGGCUUGCUCAUCUGAUAAUAUUAAGCCCCUUCAUAAAUUAAACUAAUGCCUCUGAUGUGAGUGAGAGCUUAGAAGGGCUCUUUUCUCUUUUCUCAAAAAUCAGUGGGUAUCUAACUCCAGAAACCUUUGAAAAAUUCAUAACAAAAAAAGUGAUACAAUCAAGUUUCUCACUGAGAAUUUUAAGUUAGAUGCAUCUGGUAAUCAGCCUCUCUAGUGGUGACAUCUGGCCCUUCAUGAGAAUCAGUAACAUAUCCAUCAGUUACUUUGUUGUUCAAACUGAACUGUCACAUUUUAUAUUAUACUAAGCAUAGCAAAGGCUUGAUUUCUUAGCUUUGAAGCCAUUGGCUAGCACCUAAGUGAGCUCUCUGUCUGCAUAAGGCAUAUUUUCUGCAGUGAUAUAUUUUCUGCUGUGCAUUAAUUUAUAUCUGAGAAAUGUAUAUCCCUGGUUUUUGAAAAGGUUAUGGAGUGCUUAUUUUGGUAGUAAGCCACUGGUUGUUAACAACUUACAAUAUUAUCAUAGUGGAUUGUACAAAUGUUUGAUUUUAAAAUCACAUAUGUGAUAUCAGAGCAAAUUACACCACAAUCAGUCCAAUCAUCCUAAGCUUAUUAAUUAUCUCAAGGUACAUGUAAUAUCUAUAAAUUAAUAUUCACCAAAUGAUUGAUAGGUUCUAAUACCUGUUGAUUGAUAGGUUCUGAGUUUUGUUUUAAAGUGAUUACAUCAUGUUUUGUACCUUUUUGUCAUCAGGAACAUUAGGAAUAGGGCAGUACAAAAGUUAAAUCCAGAGGAUCUUAAUGUUGGAAUUACAGAAAUGUAAGUGUGCUACUAUAUAGAGUUAGAUGAGACUCUUUAGUCAGGAAAAACUUUGUACAUGGUAAGAGGUGGCCAAAAUAUGAGAGAACUCUGAUUAUUGUAAAUUGACUCAAAUUUUUGUGGGCAGAGAAAUGUUUAAAUAUUAUGUUUCCUUUGUAUAUUGAAUUAUGGGCAUCAAUUUUUAAAGGGACAAUAUCUUAAAAUAACUGAGUCAUAAAAAUUGAUGUGGCUGAUGUGAAGAUCGAGAAAGAAUUCACCACAUGCAGAGUGAUGGUCAAAUAAAGUAGACAUUGUGAAGGGUAAAUUUAACCUGUCUUCAUUAAAAAGUGUGUUUCUACUCUUUGCAGUAAAAUUUUCAAUUCUGGCUUAGAGUAUAUAAAUGCCACAGCUUUCCACAAUCUGACAGGCCUAAAAGAACUGUAAGUAUACCACAAUUUUCAUGGAUUCUUUUCAAUUUAGUUGCACCCAUUUUAAAAAAAAAGUUGGUACUUUAAGUUUCUGGGAAGGUUAUCUUAUCAGCAUAUCAUUAGGUAGUUAUUAAACUGACUUUAUUGAUAAAACACACUAAAACCACAUUUCUCAGAAUCACUGGUAUUAGCAGAGUUGAACAUUAGAAUUGUUCAAGGACUAAUCUGUGACAAGAGAGUGGUAUGUUAUCUUCAGUUGAUAAUUUGAGCAAUCUUAACAACACUGUUCAUUUAUUCAAUACACAAAUAAUCACAUAGAGGAUCAAUAUCAGUAUCUAGGCAACUGCCCAACUACCCCUCCCCUAACUCAACAUUAACCUUAACUUGUUGUCAAUUGACUGUUGUUGAGUUAGAGGAGGGGUAGGUGGGCAAUUGCCCAGAUAUUGAUAUUGAACCCAGAUAGACAACAGCAGGAAUGAACAAAUGCACCUAUUUCUCAACCCCACCUCCCCACACCAUCCCCUCCCCAGAGAAAAAAUGAUAAAUAUUAACAAUAAAACAAACUAAUCAACAAAAUUUACUCACUGACUGACUUGGACCUUAAAAGUAGAAAAAAAAAAAAAUGUGAGAAACCCCCAGAUCACCAAUGUGUGCAACUUAGAAUUCUUUCAGCUAGGACACUCAUCAGCACAUGUACAUGACUAUUCAAUUGCUCCUCAGGAAUUUGGCAAAGAAUGGACUAACUGACUUUCCAGAUAUAUCCAAGAAUUCUCUCCUGGAAGAUCUGUAAGUCACUUUUAGAGUGUCAUCAUCUGCAUUAAGCACUUGACAACAGCCUCCCUCUGAUGAUUGAAAAAAGUGCCAGUCAAAUUUUGUUAUAAUCGUGAUUGUCAGUUUCUGUUCUCAUGGUAAAAAAUGAUAGCUUAGAAUACUUGUGGAUAUGUUUUUUUCAUUCUUGAAUUGAUCUAUACUUGUGGUUAAAACUGUCAUUCAAUUUUUAGAGUGUGAGGUGGAAAGUUGUAUUCUUCCAGUAUUUAUGGAGAUUAAUGGCUUAGAGAACUUUUGACAUUUUAUGUGGUUCUAUUCCUUUCAAGUGCUUCUCUUUUUCUUUUGUAUGUAUAGCAGAACAUUUUCUUAUCUUUAACCAAAACAAGAGAAUUUAAUAUUUCCUUUACUAUCCUUUUGUUUCUACUCCUUUAAUAGUGAUUUGUAUGCAAAUAAAAUUCAGUUGUUCAGCCACAACUUCACCAGUCUGCCAAAGGCCUUGAAAAGAAUGUAAGUACUGGUAGGGUUAACAAGGAUUCAUGAUUAGUGACAGAAGUUGGAAGAACAAAGAUACCAGGACGAUAAAUAAGGCAUAGUCAUGGUUACAUGUGACAUACAGAGGUUGCAACCUGAAGGUAGAAGCUACCUGCUCACUUUUCUUUUGAUAACUUUAUUUCGGACUCAUCUUAGAUGCGGCUGCAAUUUUUCUUGAAUAAAACUGCGAGUUAUAAUCAAGUUCACUUUCAUUGGUUUGUCUUUUGUUUUUCUUUUCAGUAUUAUGAUUGACAAUGAGAUAGACUGGAUUCCCAAUGAAUGGUUCAAUUUGCCAAACCUUGAAUAUCUGUAAGUAUAUCUAUUAGUAAAAUAAUUGCUCUCAUUUCACAAGAUGUACCAAUGUCUAAGAACCAUCUUCCAAUAAAUUUUUAAAGGCUGGGUGAUGUUUGUUUGUCAUCCUGCAAUUUACAAUUCAUUGCAUUUGGUUAUCUACCAGCUAUACUUAGCUAUGAUGAUUCUCAUAGUUGAUAAUGCUUCAUGUUUAAUGGCAUUUUAUGGCAUUUAAUAUGUAUGAAAAUAAAUCUAACCACAUGUCAUAUCAUAUUUGCAAGCAAUUGAUGAUUAAUUUGUAUUUAUAUUGCACUCAUGACAGUGCGUUAAGCAAGAACAAGUUGAAAAAGUUUCCUUCAGCUUCCUUCAUAAACUGCCGCUCACUGCUGUACCUGUGAGUAUUAUUUGUUUGGAAUACUAAAAGUUUAAAUGUCUUCUUCUCAUUGAUUUUUUUAAGUUACCUUAAUGUUCAUGUGUAUUUUUGUUGGCAGGUCAGUUGAUCAGAAUGAAAUUGGCAGUCUUACGGUUCCAAACAUGCAACCCUUCUUUGGAGAUGACUCUGCACUUGUUCAUCUGUAGGUUUCUUAAAGCCAGUCUUUUAUAAGGCUUACCAUGCAAUUUAAGUUCUCUUAAAACAGCAAUAAAUUCUGGAUCUCAGGGCUAAAGGGUUAAAUUUGUGAAUAUUUUAAGUUAAUUAAUAUGUAACUUUUGAAUUAUUUUAAUGCAAGUAAAGCCUUCUGGGAGUGUUCUUCAAAAGUUCUAUACAGCUCUCCACUAUCUUGAGGAUAGUAUUAUUUGUUUGUAAAACUGAUUUUGCAAAAAGAGAUUCAACUUUUAGAUAACAUAAUCCCCAAUUGAAAUAAUUAAUCAGUGUAAGUACAUCUUAGCAAUUUCUCAGUUUACUUAUUUGUUCCCGUCUCUUCUCAAACGCACAUAGUUUGUAUUUAUAAUCCAAAAUUUAAUGAAAAAAUGAAAAAGUUCACAAAAAUUUUCCUACAGCCAUCCCUCAAAAAAAAAUGCACCACAUAGUGUAAAUGAAAUUGAAAAACAAUUGAUUCACCCUCCUGUAGAGAGGAAACAGUUAAAUAAGCUUUUGUCAGGAAAGUUUAGUGAACUGUAUGGGAGGAUGCAAGAUUUAGUCUUUUAGAUGGUGUGAGAGAGAAUUGGCUUUCAUAAUGUUAUUGAAUUACUCUGCCAUCUGUCUUCUUUACCACCUAUAUCCUUCUCUAGUCUCACACCUCCCCCCCAUCUCUAAUGUAACAUGCAACUAUGGAUUACUUUUAUUGAUCAUUGAUCUAAUUAGACAAAGGAAUCAACUACUAUUAAUGCUUGACGGAAUUAAAAUAGAAACCUGAAAAUAUAGUAAGUCACUGUCUGAUGUUUCUAUAAAUUUGUUUUAGGAAUGUGAGCAACAAUCAAAUCUCUUCUGUAACAACUGGGACAUUCUCUAACUUGAUCCACCUUAAAGUUCUGUAAGUAUAUAGUUGUUUGCUUUGAUUGCCCUCUCUUCUAAAGCUCUAAAAUAUAAGUGGUAUGCAGCAUUCUAUGCCAGGGACAGAGACAAUUUUAACAAAUGCUCACCUAUGAUGACGUGAAGAUUGAGGCCUUCCUGCAAAAAGUUUCACUAAAUAGAACAUGAGGAAGAUACACAGGACUUAAACCACAAAAUACCAUAGAUAGAGAGAUACUUUGAAAUUGUCACCAAGUAUCUUUGAAUAGGUGAAAGGGAAGAAAACAACUGAAGUAUUUCAAAAGUCUUUUAAAGGUGUCCAAUCAGUGGAAACCAGAGUAUUGCAUUCAGUCUUAUCUACAUUGGCACCUGUGUAGUAUGCAAAGCAAUGAACUGUAAUCCACAGUUUUAUAUUUUGAAACUGAAGUGAAUUAGAAUACUUGGUAAUCAAAAUUUUUUAAAGAAAUGUUCAAAAGCUUGAGAAUUUGAGCUCUUGGGUAGAUUCACUGAAAACUGUAUGAUUCAUAGUUGUAGUCUUCAGUCUCUCAUGCGUGCACUGCCUUUCCUUGUUUUGGAAAUAAAUGAUAUUAUGUUGCAAUUUCUUUCUUUUAGUGAGUUACAUAUGAAUCACCUGGAAAUCAUUGCCGCUAAGGUCUUCUAUGAAAUACCAGAGUUGCUGCAUCUGUGAGUGUUCAUUCUCUGGGACAGAAAAUUUUGAAAGGAGGCUGAGACUACAAGCUUUCUUUUUCGUCUGGAAGACUCCCUUUUUUUAAAAAAUUAUUUUUAAUAGCCUUCUGAUUUUUCUCAAUACUCCACUCCUUUGGCAAAGAACAAUUAUUUUUGCAACUUCACAGUUGUUUUUAGCAAGCCCAUUUGUUGGUUUUCUUGUGCAUCUAUGACUUUUUUGCAUUUAGCCGUGAAAACCUUUUUUUUUCUCUUGAGCACAAUAAUUCACUAGAGCACACUCUUAUGUGAGGUUUGUAUCAGAACCUAAGGUAAAAAUAUGGGAAAUAAAUCUUUGGGACCUACAUUUUUAAUCACCGUGGAGAUCCUUACUGUGGAUAGACCAGGUUUGGUUCUAUUUCAACCAGUAUGGACAUCUCUGGUAUAUCCCUGAAAUAUUUGUGAGAUCUGUUUGCAAGUUGCAAAUUAGCUCGUGAUAGGAAAACCCUUAAAAGAGAAAUAAUGCUGUCUAUGGUUUCUGUUGCAUGUAAUUCUUUGUAGUGAUCUCAGGGGGAACAGACUGAAAACUAUCACAGCUGAAGGCUACAGCAGUCCAUUUGAGAGUCUUCCAAAACUGAAAGUGUUGUAAGUAAACUUAAACUGAAAUUAAGAUACAAAAGAAACAGUUACAGAAAUGAAGCAGAAACUGAUCACAAGUCGUAAAUAGUUUGACUUAAAUAGAUCUGCUACCUGGAUGACAUAUGUAGGACAGGAAAAAUUGCACUCUGUCAAGGUUUGAUAGAAUCUACUGAGCAAGAUAAUUAAACAAGUGUUCUACUUCUGAAAAGAACUGACACAUUGGUUUCAUGACAUCAUUUUCAGAGAAAAAAGGCUUACUUUGUGGAUGGUAUUGUUUGAACGUGUCUGAAAAUUACACAUUUGCUAAUUUCGUACAUUUAGUCUGUCAGCACUUCGAGAAUAAGUCUAAAUUUUCUUGUUUGCUAAACGCUCUAAGCACCACGAAGGAAACUCUUUCAAUGUUCUCCAAGAUAUCAUUAAAAACAACUUCCAAUUCACAACUGGUUUCUGUAUAUGUGUAUCAUUUUAUUUCAGAAUUCUGAUGCAGCAGGAAAGUUCUUACCAAACUGAGCAUGUUAUGUUCAAUGCCUUCAAGGACCUCCCCGCUCUGGAAGAUUUGUGAGGGAAAAAUAAAAACUUAAAUACCACUUCACACUUGCAAUAAGAUUACAAAUUGUACAUUUAGAUGGUAGAUACUGAAACUGUUCACUGCAUAGCACCUGCUAGACAAACUUUAGAGUGUUUUGCACAAUAAUGAAGAACAAAAUGUGUAUAAAUUUUUUAACCAGAAAAUACAACGACUAUGUACAAAGAAAAAGCUAUUUUUUCAAAGUAGUAUAAAUGAACCUGAUUCGAUAUUUUUCUAUUUGUGUCACCUUUUUAUUUUGAAAUUACACUAAGUGAGCGAAAAAAAAAUGGAAAACCAAUAUACCCUCUUCCUGUGAAAAAAUCACAUCCCACUGAGUGGAACUAAGGAAGUAACAUUUUGACCAAUAUCCUCUCAUUAUUUGAAUAUUUCAGAUGGUUGAACGACAACCUCUUGAGCAACUUUCCCCAUCCAGCUUUGUCGCAGACGUCACAACCAUUACCAUCCCUUAUUUAUUUGUAAGUAUGUUUUUUCAAUUCCCAUCUAUGUUUAUUUUCUGUAUUUACCAGAGCUUAAAUAGGGCUUUUACAUGAAAACGUUUUUCCAUGUAUGGCUUUGUGCAUCUUCAUGUGGCCCAUAGAGACUGUUGUCCUGUGAAUUGCAGUCAAAAAACCUUUGGGUAUAGCUGACCUGAGAUAGCUUGAUUUAUGUGCAGGAUAUAACCGUAAAUUGCACAGUCAUGGCUUAUAGGGAGAACUCCAUUGUGGAGGAGAUUCCUUUAAUAUUGUCGGUUAGGAGUUUUCCUCAUCCUUAUGGAUAUCUACAGCCAUCCUUACUUUAAAAUCAAGUCCAUAUCUGAUCUAGCUUCGUUUUUUUAAAUUUCAUUUCAACACAAUGACCCUAUCUGAACUUGAGCUGUAACUUUGGCCAGAAUUUUGUGUUUAUUCAAACAUGUCCAAGGUUGUCUUUGUCCACUCCUCCAUUCCUGUGUGAAUUUAUGAUCUUGGUGUACUUUGUUUCUAUAACAAUGUCAACUUUCAAGUCCACAUCAUGUUCAUGCCCAUGUCCUUAACAAUCUCCAUUCUUGUUCCAAACAGAUAUUUAUGGCCACAUUCAAAUUACUUUUUAAGUUUUGAGCUGACAUUGGUAUUUUAUUCGUUAUAAGGCAUCUGGAAAAUAACAACAUCAACUCAUUGUCAAGUUUUGCCAGUACAGAUUUUUCACCUUUUCUUCAAGACUUCCAUGCGUACGUAUUGUAGUUAAAAAUAUAACAUGGCUUAUGUACAAAUAGAUGACAUACAUCUCUCCAGUGAUAAAACAGAUUGCGUCAAAAUGUGAUAAGAAAAGAAAAUUAGCACACAAAACAUAGCCUUGUCUGUCACCGAUGUUCUUACCACAUUUUGACGUCUUCUGUGAUCGAUUACAAUACAAAUCCUCGGCAACAUAAAAACGAUUUGUUUUAUCUGAUGAAAAAUUAUAACGCUGCUCAUGGUGACGUCAUUUAUUCAUCUGCCUCCAAUAGCUCAUAAGUUAGUAAGAGCCAAUUAAAAUGCGUUCACAAAGUAGCUUAUCAUAAAUCAUUUCUUCUCCCAUAAGGAUGCAUAGCCUCAUUGCUCUGCGGUUUUACUUGAUGGCCGAACAAAUUAAACAAAUAAAUAGGCCCAGAAUAUUUUGGGUAUAAUUAAGUGUUCCUUUUUUCAUGAAAUAAUAUUGUUAGUAGCGGGUGUUUAUUCUUAUGUUAAAACUUACAAUUUGUUAAAAAAUAUCCCUCGGUGUGUUCUAUAUUCAUGAUCAUUUGCUGAAAUUGUUAAAUGGCAAGGGCUAACAAGCUUUUACCCCACUCUUGAUAAAGACAUAUCACCUCAUAUGUUGACACUUUUCUUGUAGGAGUCAGAAGAGUGUCCACAAGGCAUUUGAAAGACUUUCGACUCUGCAGAGAUUGUAAGAUUCCCAAGUGUAUAUUUUGAUGAAGCUUUAUUGAUAAUAAUAUGAUAUAAUCUAGGUAGAAUUCAAUUUUUACACAACGCUUCAUAUAUGCUUGAAGCCCUGUAAAACAUGCAUUUUGUUCUCUCCCCAGAGCUGGGAAGUUUGAUAGCUUAAACAUACACAUUUUCCGACAGUAAAGAUUAUUAUGUUCUUUUGUUCACAACCUGUUGGCCGAGCCAUUUUAACUUUUAACAAAAAUUUUGAUGAAUAAAUAGAGGCGAUUGCUUGUGAAUUGAAAAUCCACUUCUAUUUUGAAGGCCUUUAACACUAUUUUUCAGAGGGCGUGAUGAGGUUCUCGAAUGAGGCAGUUUGGGUGUGUUACUGUACAUUUUGCAUCUGAAAUCUUAAUUUGAAAUUCAAUUAAACUUUUAACUCUUUUUGAAAUUUUAGAUAUGUUCACGAGAAUGAAAUAUCCAGCAUUGGAGAGGAAGAUCUUUGGUACCUCAGUAAUGUUCAGCAGCUGUAAGUAGAUGGGAAUUGUUGUUGGGAAUUGUAUAAAUUUGCCGUACAGUUUGAUAUUCUGUAGAAAAACCUUUAGUUUCUUUGUACAGAGACGAAAUCUACUUUGGUGAAUUUUUUAUGUCUGUUUACAGCUACCUGUCAAGAAAUCGGCUUUCUAAUUCUACAGUAUAUGCUGAAGCAUUCAGGAAUCUAACCAGUUUAACAAGACUGUAAGAAACCAUUCUGUUGUUGUAAAUCAUGGUUUUUUGUGGGUGUUUUGCAACUUUUACUCCUGAUUCAGGAAGGUGAUAGUAGUUACAACCAAAGAAAUUAUUUGUAUGAAACUGAAAAUGGGACAAAUUUGCAGUCAAGGUUGCCUUUGAAAUCAAUUUCAGCAUUUAGGAUGAAUAACUUACGACGUGAUGAAGCAAAGACGUGUUCAUUCCUAACUUCCAAGAAAUUCUCUUUAGAUUCUGAUAUGAAUGUUCCCAGAUUAGGAACUUUUCUGGAAUAAAAAAAAUGUUAACUGAUGAUUAAAACAUUUGAGUUUUGAAGUCGAAAGCUGUUUUGAGGACGUAAAAAUAUGGCAAAAUGGAAUUCAUUUCUUUGAUUGGUUAAAAGAUUAUAAUCAUUGUGGUGGAAAACGGAAAUGGCCAUCUCAAAGCUCAUAUUUCCUCUGUCAUCAUUCCAGGGAUUUAGACAGCAACAAUUUCCAUUAUGUUCCAACUGCUGUUCAAGGGAAGAGUCAUCUUCCAGUCAUCAAUGAAUUGUACGUAGCCUGAUUGAUUGAAUGAGUAAUUUUCAAUUUAGUUUCGAAAGCAUCUCGCAAGUGCAUUGGUUUUGUCUUUCCACAUAUAUAUGUUGGUCUAGAAAAGCCGUGUGAUUCUGCAAGCCAAAUAGAUCUGUAACUAGAAGCAAUCAAUCACUUUUUUAUUAAAUGUGCAUAGUAGCUCUCAAGGGCCCUUUGCGAAGUUACCUCAAACGCUCUAAUUGGCUGCUGUGAUGACUUUUGCUUUGGAAACACCCCACCGCAAAAUGCUGGAAGGCAUUUGUGACUUUAACCUGUAUCAAUCAAGAUUUAUUUUUCAUUAUUUUUUCCUUUAAGUUUCAAUCAUAACGGGCCCUUGGUAAAAAGAGUCAGUGUUUAAAAGAAACAGCGCGCACAAAAGCGAAAAUAAUAGCUGGUAAAAACAUAAUAAGAAAGGAAUAAAAAAAAGCAAAUACAAAUGAAAAAAGACAUCAACAAUUUAAAAAAAAAAUGUAUUCUCUUCUGCAGUUGUCCACCUGCGAAGAUCAUUUCUUUGUUUAUGUCAUACAGUGCGUCAUUCUUUUCUCCCACAUGACAAGUGUGACAUACAGUCACACUAUUAUGUUUCAAGAAACCCAUUCAUGGUAUUCUUGCAUAUUGGUUUUUAAAACUUACAUAGCUCAAGCUUUUUAGUCCAGGUGAUAAACUACUUAUUCAUCUAUUUUUACUCUGUUAGAAGUUUGUACUCCAACUCUCUGACGUACAUCCUGAGAGGAACUUUCACAGAUCUUGAUACAUUUGCGUUCCCUGUAAGUCUAACGUAUUUAUUAAUCCCUGAUACACUCCUUAAAUAUAUUGUUAAAGGAAUAGGGACCAUUCCUUUUGUUGCAGUAACUUUAUAUACUCACAAGAGAUUUAUCUCAUUUAUUUCCCGUGCUACAUGUACAUGAAUAAUAAUAAUAAUAAUAAUAAUAAUAAUAGUAAUAUUAACAGUUGAGAUAUAAUAACAGUGUAACAGGACAAAAUCAUGUUCAUCCUCAGUAGUUAUGGUCCUUAAGCUCAAACUGGGUGAGCGGCAGGUAACAUUUAAUCAAUCGAAUGAAAUCUCAUAAAAAACAAGUCAAAUUUGAUAAAAAUCGCUCCCCAAUUUUCCUCAUGUGACCGAAAGUAAUCCACCUUUGUUUCUUCAGAUGUGCUGUAUGCCUUAUUUGAGUUAACUGGAAAGACUGUCAAUGAAUCUUUUAAGUUGUUCGACUCGCCUGUGUAAAACGCUUCACUGAUUUACUCAGGUAGUUAUUUCACAAAUGAACCACAAGAAGCACCCCCAAAAUGCGUUGAUCUUUAUCAGACCUGAUCAGAAUGUGAUUUUUAAUCUGAACCAAAGAUAAGAAAACCAAAUCAACCAAGUCGGCAGCAACGAAAAAGAAUCGAACCUUCCUUCCUCCUGAAAGAACAGAAUAAGUUAGAAGAAAAAAAAUCAAAUGAAAAUCACUUAUCAGAGCCAAACGAAACGUGUACCCCAGUAAAGUGUAAACGGUUUACGUUAUUUGGUCUCUCCGGCAGUUAUCUUUCUAGCAAUGAUAUUGUUGCUGUGGAGAAUGGUGCCUUUCCUUCUGGUAUAACAACGAUGUAAGUAUGUAUUGUACGUGAGUAUGAACCGAUUUUUUAAUUAAUGAAAUUUGACUUGGUGACGUCUGUACGUUUUGCGAAUCUAAAUGGUAGCCAUUUCAGAAACGUGUCUCAUUUUGCACAAAGAAGCCGUUAAAGGAUCGUAAAGUCGAUAAGCCAGCCACAUUUUUUUUUUAUUUUCGAUACUCUUAUUGACAAUGGCUGAUGCUUUUGAGCAACCAGGGCGUAAAGAAAGUACAUACUUAUUGACAAUUGAUCUCAAACAAUAAGGGCUCGAUGGUUGCUUAACGUUUCACUUACUAGAUAGUGGCGCAUGUGCUUUUUACCCUUGGGUAGUGCACAUCAUGUGCCUGGAACUAUCACGUUUCUCAUAACCUCGUCACGAAAGCUUCAGCAGGCAGAUACAAUUCCUGGAAAAAAUUUGAUGAAGAUGUUAUUCUUUCAGUGUACUUUCUUUGCUUAUUAUCGCCACUGUUCAUAUUUCAUGGCGCCCUCAUUGUUUGGCUCUCAUAUUUUUAUUCCCACAGUAACAUGAGGUACAACAAAUUCAACUUCAAACACGAGAACCAGUUUUCCAAUCUAUCACUUACUUCUCUGUAAGUAAACACAGUUUCAAGUCCUAUACAAUGUAGUUAGAUUCGUUUGUUCUUUCUUGUGUUCGUUCCAUAAAUACUUCUUCACUUAAUUAUUGUUAAUCAAUAGUCAUUAUCAAGAGCUCCCACGUAAUUAUUUAACUAUUGUUUAUUUUUAUUAAUUCUGAUAAUUGUUUUUGUAUUCAAAAGGACUCUGUCGAAUAACCUCAUCACCUUCAUACCAAAUACUGCUUUCCAUGGACUGACAGCGUUAAGAACUUUGUAAGCUUGACAUCAAAUUGAUUGCGCUUGGAUUCUCUUUCGUGCACAAGUUUUUCUUUUCACUGAUUCACAGUGCAACUUCAAGACAGCUAAUCUUCUGUAUAUGUUCUGUAGGGACUUGCAAAACAACCAGAUUGGCAGGAUUCUGGAAGUCAUGUUAAAGGAUUUAACUGCAUUGACUAGCCUGUAAGUAAAUUGAAUUAAAACGGAGUGUAUGAUUGUCUUGAUAGCGGUUCCGAUUGUUGUUAUCUACUCGAGUGGUAAUUACUACUAUUAUUGCCAUUGCUAUUUCGAUCCGCAAACUGUGGGUCGUUAGCAACAGUAAUGUCGUACUUAUCAAACCUUCAAUUGAUAUUCUAUGGUUGAUGGAACUUUUGCCCUCUUAUAAGUCCGGCCUUACCAGUUCGCCCGCGUUACGAAGAGUUCGAUCAUGGACUAUAACAAGUACACAAUCGCGUACUCUUUUUUCAAGAGUUUAUCGUUUCUAAAGCAAUCACGACAAAUCACAUGGACGAAGAGCAAACGCCUGAAACGUCAACUAUAGAAAUUCUUGUUCGUGGGCAAAUUACAUUAUCAACUCAUUGAAAAAGAAAAAUUUAUUAACAGUUUGUAGUUAUUUGAUUAUCUUUGCAGAUUGACCCCUCGCUCCAUUUCUUAGAGACAGUUGUUAGGGUCUUUGGUUCUUUUGAAUAAAUUGUUGCUUUUUGUACUUUCAGAGAUCUGUCACACAAUGAUAUUGCCUUUAUUGAGGACGGAACUCUAACCGUGAUGCCGUCAUUCAACUUUUUGUAAGCAGCGCACUCUUUUUUUUUUCUGCUCUAAUAUUAAUCGGUGAUUGGCUGAUUUACUCGAUAUACACUAUGUUAUCCAAGAUUUAGUAACGACACAUGGUUAUUGCCAAUCGUGAUAUUUUCGUACCGCAUCUGACACAAAAUGUUACCGAAAUGAACCAAAAAUGUGCAUCAUCUCAAGUUGAAUACCUAGUUACUUCGAAAGUCAAAUAAUUGAAUUAAAACAAAGAAACAACUGACCUCAGCAAAAGAGCACGCUAGAGACAGAGGAAUCACUUACAAACAGUCCAACAACAGUCAUUGGAUUACUUUCAGUACAUUGUUUAUCCGUGAAAGCCCUAUAUAAAGUGCUUAACUUGCUCUUUGGUUUUCAGAGACCUUCAAAGUAAUCAGUUAACCACACUUCCUGUUGGUGGAGAUUUUCACGGUAAAGAGAUGAACAGAAUGUAAGUCACAGAAAGUGUACUGCUUGUGAGGAGUAUCUAGUAUUAUUUUCCCGACUUAUUUCGAACAUCUGUUUAAUGUUCUUCAAUGGAACUCUCAAGAUCAUUUUUCUCUUGUCUGGGGUAUACCCAUUCUCUGUUUUUCUUGUGUUCUCUACAUUUUUUGCCUUGAAAAGAUUACAACAAGAGAAGGCAACGAUUAUUAAAUGUGUGACUGAUCGUCAGGAUGAGAGAAGUCCUGAAAAGGUAUAUUAUUGGUGACAGCGUUCGAUUUUUUUUGUUUCCUGUGCGGAGUCAAUCAUUGGAGACAGGUGACUCUGGACAGCUGUCAAUGCCACCGUCAUCAAUUCAUUUCGAGACUUCUUCCACCUGAACGGCGAAAAUUCUCAAUCAGUUGUUAAUUCUGAGCUCAAAUCAUCAACUGCAUGGCAACAAAAACUUAAUCUAUCUCUUUUUAGAGACAUCAGAAACAAUAGAAUCACUUCUAUUAGAAAUGGUACCUUUGUUGGGACCACAUGUUCUGGAGGGUGUAGUGAGACCUCACGGAAUACGGUUUGGUAAGUAAUGUUCGAGAACAAUUCAGUGAGGAUGAUGGGGAGAAAUAUGGAGGGAGUUUCAUUUAUGAAUUUUCCCUUCAAAUUCAUCUGAGGACUUCCUGGGUUGCACUACUUAUCAAGUAGGUCUCCAACCUCGAGCCUUACAGUGAAUCACCAUUCAGGGCCUUUAUGUGACCAAGAAGAAUGUGCCGCAUUUGUAAUAACGUCUGAAAAUGGUGAAUCAUUCUUUGCUUGUUAGAUAUGGGACAUAAACCAUUAGCUCAUUGUACGGUAUUUAAACAACUGUAGUCAUUUGGGAAUGUUAAAAGAACUCACACAGUUCGGUUGUGUUUUGUGGGAAAUUCCAGAUUGACAUAUCGUCGCCGAAUUUCAACCUGCUUUCAAAAAUUGUGCUAAAAAACCAAACGCAUAGCAAAUGGUUGGUCACCUUUUUGUUCUCUCGUAUGGUGCUUCAUUAUUUUUUGGACAGAUAUUUUUGUUUUUCGCCAUGGCCAUAUAAUGCACCAAGUUUAGUUUUAUGUUGCCUUUUUCUUAUAGGAAUUUUGAAGGUAACAGAAUUUCUUCCAUCGAAUCUGGAGCUUUCCAAAAUGUGCAAGGACCUGGUUGCACGUUGUACGUACUAAUGUCUUAUCUUAAAUUGAUUAUCAAAGUAGAAGCGUUGUGAUCAUUUCAAACAGUUUCACUCUGCUAUUUAGGCGAUAUUGUUCACAAUUGACACAACCUCUCUUUUGAAGAGAGUUUUGAUAGUACGUCAAGUUUGACCCAACUGAAAACUCUUCGGUUCCAAUUUUACAGAGUACAUCAGAUAAAUUGAUUGAUUGAAGGAGUGACGAGAAAGUUAUCAAUACGGAAUGUUCUGCCAGUGUCAUUCCUUUUGAAGUUAACCUCAAAGUAUGUGAAAAAGCAGUGCUGAAAAACCUUUUUUCUUCCUUUCAGGCGUUUCACAGGGAAUGUGUUGAAAAUAAUUGGUUCCCGUGCUUUUGAUAAUGUGGCGAUGUGCUACAUGUAAGUCCAUCUACUAAGAUAUUCUGACAUGUUUACUUACAAAUUUAGUUCGACCAUAGAUGCAUACGUGAUAAUGCUUUUUCAAUCGAGCCUAAAGGGCACGUAGUGUGUAUAUGGGGGGUCUAAAUCAAGGGAUACUAAAGUAACUCGUUGGUUCUUUAAUGAAAAAAUUGUUAAAAUCUCUUUGGGAUUAAACAUGCUUUCGACGUGUUCUUUAACACCGGAUACUACUUUUUCUGCUAUUUGAUAUUUCCUUUUAAGAAAAGAUUCCCAUCUAUAGCUUUUACUGUCGUUUUGAGAUGCAAUGGGGGUAAAAUUGAAAAAAAGCAAAAAGCCCUUUAUGUCUGUUAUCAAACUGACCUGCAAUAGGUAUCGGACCGACAAUGGAUGUGCUAACUUCAAGAUGAUGCAUUUUCCGCGUACGUGCACCGCAAGGGCCCCUUUUUUAUACUGAGCCGCUAUUAGGACUUCCGUUCAGGCUUUCGAAAGGCCAGUCACUCUCACAGUCGUAUUUGGGGCUAUUUUCAUCGGGAGGAUCGCACCAUGGGAUCAGCUGCUACUCUGAAUUCAAAAUGUUCACUUCAUAUUUAUCUGACUAAAAUAUCCUAAAGACUACAUAAGAAGUUAAUUUCGCGUUUAUUUAUAUUCAUUAUUUAAAUGUAUUAAUACAUUUAGCGAGCUGUAUGGCGCCGAGUUCACGACAAUAUCCAGCGAGGCGUUUUAUAAAGUGACAAUAACAUGGGAUUUGUAAGUAGAAUGUUGUUCUCACAUUGUCUAGACAGAGUAGGGCAGGCGUCAUAUUUCAUGGUACAAGCGACAGAUAUCGCUUAAGAUGCACAAAACAUUUUACAAACCAACGGUGAAUAUUUGCUCCUGUUACCAAGUGUUGUACUCUUUUUAUGGGUGGGAACAGGGCACGGUUUGCUUGAGUCCUUUUUACAAUUAGAGAUGUUGUCUCCUGAUAGACCUAAUCUUGUGUUUCUCCUCUCCAGAGAGAUGUAUGACAGUAAGAUCACUGCUUUUAAGGAAAACCCCUUUGAAUCUCUCACAGUGACCAAUGGAGCACUGUAAGUGCAUACAAACUACUCUCACUAGUAUGAUUUUGCCAUUGCUAUUUCGAAGCCUAUUCCGGCCGGUACAAGAACAUAAAUAUUCAGACCACUAACCACUGUUACUACUAGCUACACCUGUUUUCCAUGAAACAGACGAUCAGCGAAUAUUUAAAAUUGGGAAAUUGAACUCCAUAUCCUUACUUUCCAUUAUCAUCAUCAUUAUCACUAAUCUUAUAUGCAGCUGGGCUAGUCGGCUUUGAAGCGUGUCAUUUUGAAUGCAACGUAGCUUCUCCCCCCCAAAAAAAAACAAUGAUAAUAAUAGUCAUAAUAAUAAAAACAUUGGUAAUGAUAAUAAUAAUAAUAAUAAUAAUAAUAAUAAUAAUAAUGGUAACGAUAGUAAUAAUAAUACUAAUUAGAGACUCCAGGGUUUUGCCUUUGGGGAGAAGGAGAUUAUCUUCUAAUGAAUUGGAUGGAUAUUUGGAUGCGUGACACUGGUUCGUAUUGCUAGGUUGUGAGAAUUUCCAGCUUUUGAGCUUAAAAAAUCAUACUUUAAAGAAUUAUAGAGUUAUAAAGAAUGGGUGGUCACACUAGGGCCUUUAAACUCCACACAUUUUUUUACCUGUUUUGCUUUGUUUUGUUUUGUUUCGUUUUUUUCCACUUCCUAUCCCAGAGAACUUCAGGACAAUCUGAUCGAAGCUGUAACAGGAAAGUUGUUUGGCGAUUCCGGAUCAUCUGUAGACACGCUGUAAAUAUAAUUUUGUCAAACUUUUAAUCGCUGAAUAUGAUAUGGUGUUAAGCAAAUGAGAGAUGUAAUGUAUUUGUUUAUCUCUAAUUUUAUACCCCUCUUUGUGUAUAUUAUUUAGCAAAGAAGCAAAAGAAAAAAAAUGUAUUGCAACAAACAAAAAAGAAACAAGAAACUGUCACGAGUCAGGCUUAUUUUUAAGUGUAGGCCUUAAUGAAAGGGAAAAUUUACCCCAGAUGUUUAGCUUUUUUGGCAUUCCUUUGCAAUUGCUGUGUUUGUUGUAAUAUGUCUAAAGAAACGUCCUUUUUCUAACCAUUUGAACUGAGAAUGGGACGCUAGAGAAAAAUUUGCAUAAUGUACUAUGAACGAAAUUAAAAUUUUAUCGAGCACACUUGAAUAUGAGAUUGUUAGUUGAAAAGGUUUAGUGGCGUGUUACUGCCAUCACUAGCACAAUAUAGUAUGUGUGUUUUAAUGUUGGUAUUGUUGUGUAUGUCUGCCCAAGGGAUCUUUCCAAUAACCAGAUACAAUCUUUGCACGAAGAUGCUUUGAAAGGAGUAUCAAUCGACGCAAUGUAAGUCCAAUUUUUUUUCGUGAGCAUGCAAAUGAAUCGAGAAUUAAAUUCAGGUUCAAAACGUUUUCAAAGAUUUUAUAUUUAUAAAAGAGGAGUCUAUUCGUUACUCCAGAUACAUUUUUUUUCGUGAGCAUGCGAAUUCAAUUGAGAAAAAAGUUCAGGACAAAACCUUUUUUACAGAUUUUACAUUUGUUAAGAAGGAAUUUACUUGCUACUCCAGAGAAAUAUAAUUGAAACCUAUUUAUAACUUUGAUAGUGUUGUAGUGAAAACGAUUUGGAAAACACCCGUUGACGUAUGGAGUGUCUGUCUGCGCUGUUCAAUAUUUUUUUCUUAUUUUUCAGCAAAUUGAUGAACAACAAACUGGUUACAUUUCCUUCGCGAACUUUGAGGAAUCAGAAUCCAUCUGAACUGUGAGUCUAAAUUUAAAGUUAAUUUUAUCCUUAAAUUAUUUGAUAUUGGAGAAUGUUUGCUUAUAAUGAUAAAUUAUUUGAUGGUAACUUCAAAAUAACUGGGGGAGACUUUGCACUCAAUAAUUAUAUAUUUUGGAAAAUCGUUGGAGGAGUUUUUUCAACGUGAAAUGUCCAUGCAGCCUUUUUUUAAUCAAUUUUAAUCGGAGAGUGGUUUUGGCACUGAUUCCUUGGUAACCGUGGUAACAUGUUCGUGCUCAUUUUGUUGCCAGUGAUAUGACUAACAAUAAUAUUCUGACCAUAUUACCUGGAGAGCUGGAUAAAUUCACUAAUCUUCGGAAGCUGUAAGUAUUUCUUCGUAAUUACGAUUAUUUUUAUUGACAUAAGCUUAUGAACCUAGGGCAUAAGCUUCUGCUAUUAGAUAUUACAUUUUACACUGAGAAUAAGUGGAUUUUUAGUAAUUGAAGUGAUCGAUUUAGCCUUAUUUUUAUGACUCGUUACUCAUCAUUUAAAUUGUCACGGCAACAGUUGUUCAUCCAAACAUUGAGCUUCCAAUUAUUGGUUGAUUUUUAUACCUCAUCCAUCUUGAAAUGAGGGUAAUGUAUAAUCAUGGUGCCGUGCUUACGAUUCUUGCCAUCAGAAAAUAGACAACAUGUUAGGUUUGUUUUUUUUUUUCUCCUUAAAAAAUAUCGUCCAAAAAUCUAGUCAAUUAUUUCAUAGUUUUAAACCUAUUGAUCACUUUACCUGUAACGCAAGUUUUGUAAGUAAUGUCAGUAUUGUAUGUAAUUGUAAGUAGUGUAAUUAGUGUAAGUAAUUGUAAGUAGAGUAAGCUUUGUUAGUAGAGUAAAUACUGUAAAUUAUGUGUUUUCUUUUCCAAGUAAUGUUAGUACUGUAUGUAAUCGUAAGUAAUAUAAGUAGUCCUGUUGUACGUAGAGUAAGUAUUGUAAGUUUCUGUAAGCUGUAUUGUGAGUAUUGUAACUAAUAUUAAUACUGUUCAAUAAAUAAAUAUUAAGAAUAAUAUUUGUUAUUUUUGCAGCUGUCUUUUCAGUUUAGUCUCAACAGAGUCUCGUGAAUUCUUUUUUUUUUUUAGUAUAAAGCAAGAUAAAUCUGAGACUUUUUUAACCGACGUGUAAAGUCACUGACGAUUCAUUUUUUCCGUAGCAUACUUGAACACAACAACAUAACAGAGUUGGGCGCCAAUUUGUUUCAAUAUCAGACGAAUUUAGAAGAACUGUAAGUAUUGAAGAUGCCAUGGCAAGGUUGGAAUCCUGCGUUUUUGGCUCUCUUCAACGAGUAAUGGGAAAAAAGUCAUUAAAACGCAAAGCGAUCUCAGGUCAUAAGAAAUAGUUACACUCCGCAACUAUUUCAUAAGUUCGGUGUAGACUCACGCUCCUAGCCAUAAUUUACCUGAGACACUUUUUCACAGCAACUUUUGUGAUGUUCAUUCGCCCCUCUUUCCCUGCAUUGUUGUUAAUCGUUUACGUCAUCUUGCAAACCAACACUGAGAGGGUUUCGGGGAGGGGGGUGCUUUAUGUGUCGUAACAAAUGUGUGUCUGGGAACUGAAUAAUUUCAAUUAAGUAGAAGGCAUAACGAUUUGUCUUUUACAGCGCGGAUGGAGAACUCAAUAUUUUUUUCAAAUCGAUGUUAAACCUUGUACCCUCCUGCAUAACGUUUUAAGAAAAUUGACUCCCAUGAAUCUUGUUGUCGUACAGAAACCUGAUGAACAAUGCCAUUGGUGUGAUUCAAAGUGGUGCUUUUAAUAACUUGGGACGCAUCGAAAAGAUGUAAGUACUUAUCAAGAGCAAAUUCGGGAAUAAUUAAGUGACUUUAAUGCUCAUUCAUGCGAUGUCUUGCUUGCUUUUGGUUACGUUUUAUAGUGACGCAUCAGUAAUGACCGAGAUAAAAUUGUUGAUCUUCAUUUUUUUUUAAAUACUAGAAGUGAUUAACUUAUACUGUCACUCAAUUUCGUUACAUAAUCUGAAAGAAGACAAAUUUAUCGAUUAAAGAGUUGUUUUUUGGUUGAAGGACAUUUUAUGACUGUUAGAACGGAGAUUUCCUUAGUUUAACCAGAUAGUGAGAGCGUUAACCAAGCCAAUAAACAAGGGAAGCUACACCCACACUAGAUGACAAUCGCUAAUUUACUCUAAAAUGUGCAUAGUAGUGGAUAAUCCGAGCAUCCGUAUCUUUUUUUUGACCCUGCAAGUCAUUUUGUCAUGAGGGCAAUUUCCAGAAGUCAGGAGUUUCGUCUUUGCCUUUAAGUGGAUUACCAAUUUCAGGAUGGUAAUGACUGUCGAAUAGUUUAUUUUUGAUUUGACCUCACACAAGAAAUCAAAAGUCUCCAUAUGUUAUAUGCACUGUGCUUUUCCCUUUUUUUUUAUAGAUAUUUGCAGGAAAAUAAAGUUGUCUUUUUGCCCACUUUUCCAACACUGAACACUCUUGGUACUCUGUAAGUAUCAUACAGUUGAGCUAUAUCUCCUGAGCAGUAGUGGUGGUGUUGCAGUUUAUGUGAAGGAAAACCAAAUCUGUUACUAGGAUCUGGAAAUUCCCACUAACAUUUCUCUGGUGAAUUUUUUUCUCCACCAAACAGUGGUAGAAGUUAUAUGUUAGUUUUUGUUAUUCAUAGUAAAAGUUUUUGCUUCGACUAAUUUUUCGUCAAUUUUCUUAUUUUUAGCAACCUAAAGAAUAACUUGAUAGAGAAUGUUGGUCAAGAUUGUUUUGGAGGACUCCCAAAUCUAGGCACUUUGUAAGUAGCCAUUUAAGAUACAACUGAGUACCGUUACAAUGAUGUACUGACAAGCAUAUGCAGCUUUAUCUCGAGAUAAUUGCUGAAAAUUGCAAGGUAAUGGAAAUAUAAAAAGGCCUAUGUAAACGAAAAAAGGGAGAGUCCCGGAAAGCGAUUGAAAACAUUUUCUUAGAAAUCCAAUUUCUUCGUUUUUUUAAAUGCCCAAAUUUUGCGUGGAUUUCUAUUUGUGAACAUGGCUCACCACUUCCACUGAAAUGUAUGAAUGUACGUAUUGUUUGCGUACACUUUCUUUCGUUUUGCAGAAAUCUAAAUGGCAACAAUUUCGCUUGCGACUGCAAUGUCUAUAACUCCAUUGUCGCUGUCAUAACAGCUCUAACUGCGAGUGGGGCUGCGACUUGUGCUACUCCAUCUCGUGUCGCUGGGGUAGAAUUUUAUCCUGGAGGAUCUUAUGAAAAACAACCUGUUCAGGAUUUCACAUGCUGUACGUAUUUUAUUAAAUUCCUUGAUUCCCUUUACCCAAGAAUUCUGUCCAUUGGCUAUACGCUUGAACAGUUGUAAUUAUGUUUCUAAAUACACAAUCGGAAGCGUGGCUCCUUUAACGAUUAUCUCUUCGUUCUCUAGCACCAGUGAAUAUUUCUGCAACAGCCCCGGGAGAUUUCCAGCUGAGAGUGGACUGGUCACGACCCUCCUCCCUUUAUCCGCCAGUCAUAGUGGAUGCAAACACUACUUAUGUGGAUACGUGGAAUAUUACGACUGUAAGUGUCCUCUUUUUUACUUAGAUUGUAGAUACAACUAGCUGAAGUUGUAUUUGUAGAUAGAAUGGAUGAGGAGCUUUACAACUACACACAAUUCAAGAUGUAUUCUUUUCGUACAGUAAAGGGGGACUUCGUCCUGAUCACAAAGCACCGAAAAGGCUUUCCUCUUGAAAUGGAAAUUCUAUCAGUUUUGAUAUUGAAUGAGCUUAGCUUGCUGAUGACCGUUAGUCAAAGAAAAGAAAUCAAGACCCACAAUUGGCUACAAUGCAGCAUCAAUAUUUCGGGAAAAUUCCGCCAAGGAUCAGCACACAAUUCCUUUCUGGCUUCGCAGUCCUUUCUUCCUUUCCCGCUUUAUCAUGUUAAUAUUGAACUCGGAGAAUGUCAUAUCUGUUAACAUGGGAAAUUUUGGCCACUGUUAUUCACCCUUAUCACGGUCAUGAACAAGGCGGUGGCUUAGUAUAUAACACUCUGUCCUUCAAAUCGAGAGGUCUGGGUGUGAGUCCUGGCCGGGUCAUUGUAAUGUUUUCUAUACUAUACAUUUUACCCUUUUGGUGCCUCUCUGUGUCGAGGAGAGAGGCAUAAGCACAGGCGAACUGUCGCGAAAAUAUUACCAAAUGGUGGAAAUUGUUUGGCUCAAUAGGUGCCCUUGGACCUUUGAGAAGUAUUUUUGAUGUUUCGUAGUCGUACUAUUAUUUAAGAUCAAAGCGCUCUUGAUAUCAUUGGAUUUCGUUACACUUCUCAUAGGUCAUAGAUGUGGACUACAACUCAACGUGCGACAGUGCAGACGCUCCUUCGUUCUCUAAGUCAACGCAAAGCGAGUUUAUCUUGUUUGUCCAAGCCGAUGGUGUCCAAGCAGGGAUUGACUAUGUAUGCUACGUAACCAUGACAGUGACAGCCUAUAAUGGGACAAACUUAGACAACAAUACCCAAGGCGAAAUUGAAACUCAGACCUCCCCAAAAAGUGAGGAAGCAACUGUCACUACGUUGGAAGGAAAAGGUAGGUAUAUGCUUGAAACGGUUACACAAUGAAUAAGAUUCCCUCCAUCUGGUAUCGGUAUUGACGUUAUACUAAUUGCACGCGUUCAUGGAACGUGUCUCUCUCCUGAGAUAUCCGAAAAGGGGAGUAUAGGAAGAAAAAAUUGCCUCAUGCUUUUAUUGCAUCCUCAAUGCCUGAGGCAGUCCAAAUAAUUAUUAUCUUGAUAUGCUGAUGGGCUUGUGCGGCCAAUUUGUUGGUUCAGUUCAGUGGAAAGUUCCUCAAUGGAAAAUGACGGCAACAACAGCGAAAAAGCUCUCAAAACGUUGUGAAUAAGCCAUUUCCCGGAGGUUCAAAGCCUACUCUAAAACAAAGCUAAAUGAGUAGCCUUCGUGUUGGAAAUCAAUCCUUACUGGCCUCAAUUUCAAAAUGAGGCUGUUAUGAACUCGAAAAUGGCCUUUUAGGUUUGACUAAAGUGAGUGUUCAACUCACCAAUAUAUAUAUUUUUUUAAUCAGCUCCUGUGACCAAUGCAUCACUAAACAGUUCCAAUUACUACUUGGACAUUACCUACUACGAUUUUCAGUAAGUUGAUUUAAUUCAUGAAAGUGCUUAGCGGGGUGGAUCGCGACUGAAAUUGAUGUUCUUUGUAGUCUUUUGUCUAUUUGAAAUGCAGCUGAGAAGAAACGGAUCUGCACUGCCUUGUAGGAAUAUGCAAUUUACUUUUUGGUACUCAUGAGUUGAGGUACCUUAGACGCUAUAACCACGUUUUGACUUCAUUUUACUGUAGUCGUGUUUGCUAUUUUGGUUAAUCUGAGUACUGUUAAUUUUUUUUUUUCAGUGAGAAAAAUGGUCUUUUCUUGCAAACUAUCAGCCACAUGACAAACUAGAACAAUUUCCAUACUGUUAAUUAGCUUAUCUUCGGCUAACUUUUCCUUUAGAAACAUCUUACCACGUUUUCUCGAACUAGAACCUUAAAACCCUCCAAGGGUUUUCUAUUUGUUGCAUUUCCACAUGAGUUAACAUAUCUGUAAUUGCGUUCAGGUUUUCCGAUGUUGAUUUCACUGGUCUUGGUGCAUUCAGAGAUGACCUUUAUCGAAAUCCUCAAUAUGUUCACAGCCCCUUUGGAAGCUGGUUGGCCACAUCAAACAGCCCUACUUCUGAUAGUUUCUCUCACUGGUUUAGAAGUUUUUCCAGCCGGAACAUUCACUAUGAAGAAAAAUUAGAGCUAGGAAAACAGCUGGAGACGGAUACGAAUGGGAAUACUGUAUUCCGACAUUAUAACGACAAGUUCUUCCCGGUCGAUGGCCGUGGAUGGGGUGCAGAAGGACAAAGGGACUGCUUCACUAAUGCACUUAGGAAUUAUGGGUACGGAUGAUUUUUGGUUCAAUUAUCUUUUUUUCGUCUGUUUGUUUGUUUCUUGGCUUAAAGAUUUUCUUUCAGGUUGAGAUGCGAAGAAAUAUGCCCAUUCUCUUAACCAGCCAUGUUCCUUUUCAGUUUGCAGCUCACCUCGCUGACUUUUUUAUUCCAAGUAAACCUGUAGGCCUAAGAGCUCAAAGAGACCUAAAAACUUAGGCGGAUAGGAUGGAAGGAGACUCAAACGGAGUCGAAGAUAUAAGAAACCUUAUAGGAUGUAUAGAGUUGCCCAAAGAUCGGAAAGAACGGAAUGAACAUAAUAAAUGUGUUACAAAGAAAUAGUAACAAGUACUGUAUCAUUUAAUUUGAAUUUUUCAGUUUUACUGCUGCAAUACGCACAGCAUUCAACUUUUCUGGUGAAGAGGUGUUGGCCUUCUCUGGCGGCGAAGAACUGUGGGUAUUCGUUGACAAGACACUGGUGGUGCAGAUAUUUGCUGAUCCAUCGGAAACUGAUGUUCCGUGCCGUUCUAUCAGUUUAGCUAAUGCUGGUACGACACAAAGUUUGUGAUGAUUGUAUUUGCUUUCUGGAAGCAAAUUAGAAGCAUUAGUGUUUUUCCUAUUGCAUGAAAAUGAUCCAUAGAUCUGCAAAAUCUUUGGAAAACGCAACUAGAGAUGCAUUUACUUAUGAUGCGCUCGAAAUCCAGCCGCAUUAUUUUAGAAUUGCGGUACAGGCGAGUUUUAACCAUGUCUUACUUGUUAACUCACAGUGAUAUCUCAUAUAGUCAUAUGUGGUAUGAGUUUCUGUCGCUGAUCUUGCAGCUAGUACUGGGUCUGUCAUUCCUCAAGGUGGUACAGUAAUCGGUGGAAAAUGCCAAGUCACGGGGGCUUUACAAGCCGAGAACGUUAGCUUAUCUCUUAAGGUAAUACCAUGAUUUAGAAAUGUUGUACUUCCCUUUCUUGUUCUCUUCACGCUUUAUUUGUAGAGUUUUUGUGCGAUCUGUUCUACUCGUCCAGUCUAAUGUUCUGUUUUGGUCUAGUUCAGGCUUGUCUAGUCUUUUCUAGUCUAGUCUUGUCAAGUCUAAAUUAGUCGAGUCUGCUAUAGUCUUAUCUGGUAUAGUAUAGCUUGACUUGAUGUGUCUCGUUACAACUAAACCAAUGGACUGAUUUAGUCAAGUUUAGUCUAACUUGGUCCGUUCCAAUCGGUUCCUGUCUAGUCGGAGAAAUUAACUCAUUCGCUCUGACGAAGGGCUAACGCUGGGAACGUGAGCUUUAAAACUCAAAACGGUGGCCAAUUUACGUUAUAAACUCAGUUAAUAAUUACCUUUUUAUACUCUCCCACCGAACCAGCACCACGGUUUCGUUAGAAACUUACCCCCUGUACUCAUUUGAUUUGGUUUGAUCAAGAGAGAACCAGACAGGUAGAUCUAUGGCAGUCAAGUUUAGUCAAGAUACGCUUAGUUAAGUUUGGUCUAUUUAGGACUAGUCCAGUGCUGGUUGGUUUGGUCUGCUCUGAUCUUACCUGCCUUAAACUGGUCUGGUCAGGUCCGUUAUGGUCCAAGUUAAUUUAUGUUUGUUAAAGUGUUCCCUUUCACCCAGUUUGGUUUAUUCUGGUCUAGUCUAGUCUCGAUUAGACAAUCCCUGUUUAGACAUUUAAUCCUGUCUAGUGCUACCUUACCCUAGCAAGAACAAUUUAGUCUUCAUGGAAGAGCUAAGCUGGUGAGGGCUAACGUACAAUUUGCGAUAUAGCUGAGAGUAAGAGACGAUAAAAUUAUGAGAAUGUUGAGAUAAAGCCACUGACCACGAUUUCAUUGCUUCUUCUUAUGUAAUCUAGUUUAAAAAGGUACGAGCGAUUAAUUUUUGCCAUUUAUUUCAAAACAAACCUCUUUAAAGAUUUCAUUCUAAGUGUUAGGGUUUUGUUGCUUUCCAUGAAGGUAAAUGAGCCAUACCGUUUAGAUGUAUUCAUCGCUGAGAGAUUCCGCUGCAACUCGCGCAUUUUAUUCCAGUCAAGUGGCGUUUCAUUUCUAACGGAUGACCUUCGGCCUCUUGACUAUUUGGCUGCUAUCAGCGAGAACGCACAUGUUGGCUUUAUUGUGCAGGUAAAACUUUUUUGUUUGUUAUUUGUGUCUACCCAAACAUACGAAGAAAUAGUCAGAAAAUGGUAUGAGUAUGAAUAUGAAAGUGAUUUUGGCAGUAAUGAACACUUCUAAAGCAGUCGUGUAAAUAAGGCCUGAAAAAAAUGCAGGCCUGUGCGAGAUUAGAACCCAUGACCUUGAAGGGUUUCUCUUACUGACUUUGAUGUGAGUUAGUGGAGGGUCAGUUUGCGACUUUUAUCACUGUUAUUUGUUUUAACUAUCAGUUUAAAGAACAAGAAUUGGGAACUUCUUUAGUUUCAAACUUGUGUACUUCAUACCGCAAAGCGAAUUUGAACUAUACGGGAUACUAACGACGAGAAGUCGAAAUUCAAUGGUAAUCGAGCAGUUUAUCUUCUCAAUGACGCCGUAAACACUGAAAACCAACAUCAACACAGGUGUAAGCUCCACGAAUGACUCGUGUCUAUUAUCGCUCAUCCUCUGAUUUCUUUGCAUCUUGCUUAGGACUUUUACAUUGGAGAUGCUUUUUCGUCUGGACCUUACAACGUAGACAUUUUGGAAGGAAAUGAGCAAGACCGAUUUGAAGUUGAAAAUGGGGCUUACACAGCACCGUCUGCACCCACCACCCCUUCUCCACCCACGUUUAUCCUUAACGGAGAGUCAGUUGUAUUGUGUCCGAACGCUACAGAUGAUCCAGUGGAUCCAAUUCCUUCUGUAAAUUCAGGUAAAACGCAAUAAUAAAACCAGAUCUGUAUCAAAGCGUGCUUGAUAUAUACUGACCAAGUUAAUGUUGUGCUUACUGGUUCGGGAUAUUUCAGAGAGGGCGACUACGCGAUAUGUGCACCUGUCGUUUUAUUACAAACAAUUGAAAGCAAAAUGAAGUGUAGGUGGAGACAAUUUACUUCGAGGUUUAACAUUUAUUUUUUUAAACCCACUGAUUAAGGUUAAAGAUCAUAAUAACGUGUCUGAAAAUAUCGGAGAAAUGUUCUAAAAAAUAGUAUUCUGGGCUUCAUUCUGAUUUCUUUUUUUCCUUCUUAUAUCACUUCAUAACUGCUGGGCAAAACUCGUAUUUAUCUCUUUCCCUUUGAUUUAACAGGAAUUCAGUCAUUCACCUCCAUAACCACAUCUACAGCUAAGUUAGCACUAAAGAAACUUUUGGAUUUCGAGUACACUUCAUCUUAUUUUUUAUAUCUGAGGAUUACUGAUACUGUUAAGGGAUGGACAGGCAACAUUUCAAUCAAGGUAAGUUAUUGGUUUUUUUUGUUUUGUUGUUGUCGUUGUAUUUGUCAGGAAAACUUUUAACCUACGGUGACUCAUUACAUUCGUGUAACCUCCUCCUUUCUUUGAUUUCUUGUGUCAUGAGCUUGCAACUCCGAAAUUUUCAAGGCAAACAGCAGAGAACAACGACUUGUUGUCGACUAAAACCUUUGGGAAAAGCUGAUCAUUUAUUUAAGCAGAUAUAAUGAUUAUAUUAAUAAUUUUAGAGAUAAUUAUAAUGAUAAUAAUCAUAGCAGUAUAGCGAUGAUGAUGAUCAUUAUGAUUAUGAUAAUAAUUUUAAAAAACGAAAAAAAAAGAAGUUGUUAAAGGAGGAGAGUGAACGUCAUCCCAGUAUUGUACUAGAAUAUUUUUUUUCUGAAUGGGGUUCGGGAUUAGCUCAUGGAUAUAUUUGUGUAUGUUGUCAUUUUUUUAUCCUUCCUGGUGUGUCACGCGUUUAAAUCAUUCAAGAAAAUUAGAUCAUUCUUCUGCAGGGUUUUCAUUAACUUUUGAAGUAGAAGGGCACUGCCUCGUGAAUAGGCGAGUACCCUGUAAAAUUGAGGGCCGAAGGCCCGAACCUCUGGGGGGGUCUGGGGGCGUGCUCCCUCGGGAAAUUUUUAAAACGUAAGUCUACCAGAAGCGUAUUUUCCUGCAAUCUGGAAAAGAAAUCUUGCUAUGACGCAUACUUAUUCUAAUUUUAGUAAAAAAGAAUGAUACUCUGGGAAAAUUUUUUUUUUAUUUCACUAUACAGCUAUAGCUACAUCAAAUACUGCUGUUGUUCUCAGAGCCUCCUCUUUUCUAACAGUAACAAGCUAACUUAAACUUGUAAACUGAUAAAGAGUGUAACUGGCAAAUUUUCAACGACAGUACAGACCGAAGCGGAUUUUCACGUUUGAAACGUUUGAUAUGUUUUUGAAUGCAUUUCUUGGCUUAAUCUUGAAAGAAAAUGAAAUUGGAAAGUUUCUUUCACUUGCUCGGAAUAUUUAAGCUUUGAUAGCCAACAAAAUGCGUUAUCAGGAAGGAAGAACUACUGUCGCGCAACGCCUUCUCGUCAAAGUAAAUUUUAUUUCCACGAUCUGAUGGCAAGUUAUUGGUAAAUUUGUGCUGAAAAAUGGUUUUAAUCGUACAGGGAAGAGUUAAUAUUAAAUUUCGCACUUUGAGUAGCCGGUUACUCUGUUCAAAGUAGACGGGUGCCGGUACCUGGGACCCGGCUUCGAAUAAAAACCCUGGUUCUGGAUCUCUUGUGUUCUGUGCUUCUGCAGGUUUUUGUUGAAGACUACAAUGAUCACUGUCCAUUCUUGAAAGAAGUCAACAUAGAUUUGGACUUGGAGCCGAUUCCACCGCUUCGUAAAGAAGCGUUCUUUACUGCUAUAGCCACUGAUAAAGACAGUGGUGUGAACGCUCGGAUUACAUACAACGUCAGCGAACCAGAGAGAAUGUACGUACAGUGUAGCCUAGAUACUGAAGUCUUUUAUACAGACACGGCAGACUAGUUUUGAACUCUCUUUUAAGGCUUCUACUGGGAUCGCUACAAAGUCCAAGCUGCCUCACUAUAAUUUUUAGGUGUUAAACUUCGUGAAGGUAUAGAAAAAAGGGAAAUCCUUCUUGGAAAUUAAUUUUAAUGCAAGGCAAAGUUAAGCAAUUUGGCUUGUCAUUAGGUAUGGUCACAUACCUUGUUGACGUAGCGUUUUAUCGAAGAUUGUAAGUUAAGUAGAGAGGUUUUCUUCAACAAUCUUACUCCAAAUGUAUUCCUUGCGGUGCCUCCAAAUAGCUUUUAUAUAUUUUCUUUUACCAUUGUUGAAGUUGGCAAUUCUGACAAAGCUUAUUACAGUUUAAGUGGUAUGAAGCGACUAUUCCUUUUGAUGGGAUAUCAACCCCAGAUCUCUCCCUACCCCCCUACCCCCCCUUCUCUCUCUCCCCCUUCCUCUCCCCCCCCGUCAUUUCGUCACUUCGACUCCACGGUUAGAAGACGCAUUGUAACGGCUUUCGCAUAACCUGUCAAAGGAUAUUGUGUUAGUUUUGGAAAUUAAGUUGUAAAGGUUUCAAUUUUUCGUUUCAUUAAUUUUCUUUUUUUUCUUCUCGUCUCUUUGUAUGUUUUUCUUUUUCUAUUCCUAAAUCAUUGCCUUAUAUAACAGUCCCCACAUCAAUUCCACGAAGUUUUAUGUCAAUAAUGGUACCGAGGUGGUGUGGAGCAAUAAGACUGUGAAGUGGACCUACAAAUACUUGAUAUUUGCUGUGGAUGGAGGUUCGCCAAAACGCGGUGAUAGUAUCCCUUUGAAUAUCACAUUUGAUGCUACUUGCGAAGCAACCGGAGCUGUGGUAGCUGAUCCAGUCACCGGUGAGGUGUUCUUCAGAGCGCCUGGGCUCACAGGAUCUAAAUACCGUAAGUACCUCACAAGAAGUGUUAUUAUUAACAAUUGUUCUAUCAAUGCGCGUCAGAUAUUGGAUGCUAAAUGGCUUCAAUUAUAUUAUAUUCAAAAAGUGCAAAUUGAAUUUUUUUUCCAUUACUUUUGUCCUAAUUUAGAUUCCAAAUACCCAAAAUCUACCACAAACAUUGCGAAUAAACGCUCUGUUUAACCUGCCAAAAAACGGCUGUAAUUGUGAUCCUUGUUAUAUGAGCUCAAAUGGCGCGGCCUGUAGACCGUUCAAAAACCAGGAAUGACUAUGUUUCACGGUCAACUGUUUGCCGUUAUAUGAAUAUGUGGCUCAGUGACCUAUCUUGCCAAUGAUCUCAAUGUAGCAGAUUUAGUAGCAUACAGCAUAAUUAGCGUGACCUUAAACGAAAGUUAGCCAAAGUUAAGGGUUAGUUGUUCAAACCUAAACCAUAUUUAGCUUCUUUACAAACCUACAUAGCCACCGCAUUUUCAGCAGACAGCGGAAUGGAAAUAUGUUUUUAUUAAAUUUUGCUGUUACGCGGCAAUUAUGACAUCUGUAUAUAAAUAUAUACAUUUUUCUUUUAUAUUCAACUUUUAGCUUUAAACUCCACGGAUAAGCCGAGAUGUCGCGGCUGCACUCAUGGGUAUUUCUGUGUUGGAGAUGGAACUGAAGAAAGAUGUGGACUCGCUUCACCAACAGAAUUCUCCUUUGGUUCCGCAGCGACUUGUUCACCUUGUCCCGAGGGAUGGGUAAGUGAGUCGAGUGGUGUAGUGUACUUAUCUCUGGGGAUGAGUGGGAGGGUUUUGGAGUGGGUUCUAUAUCCUGUUUCGACCAAAACCUUUGAUUUUUCAAAAGCUUAUUUAAUUCUAAAAGCACCCACGAUUUUCUCAAAAACCCGAUAAGAAUACCAGGAGGAACGUUAAGUUGAAAGGUGAAGUGUCGCAAUACUUCGUUGCUCGAUAAUCGAGAGCAACAAAUAUUAAGGUAAUUUGGUUUUAUCAACUGAGUUGGUAACGUAAAUUGGCCACCGUAAAGAGUUUCAAAGCUGACGUUUCAAACGUUGGCCCUUCGUCAGAUCUAAGCACCAUAUAUUACAUGAAUUGUGCGUCCUUUUUUCAGCUUUGUGUGAAUGGUACCGCACUCCCCUGUCCAGAAAGUACACAUGUCAAGUGCAAUUCGACGGUGGGUAUUCUAUGAAGUACUGUUUUUGCCAUUGCGAAGUCAAUGGAUGGCAUCAAACAAACUAAACAGGGUCAAAAUUGCUUGCGAACAUCGAAUGCGGUGAAUAUUUGGUUGAACUUCUUGUGAUGAGCUCAGCAGUGGAUUGUUCAUCGUGCUAAACUCAGAACUGAGCUCUAGCCUGACCGGUUUCGUUGCAUCAUGUUCUUGAACAAGAUACUUUACUUUCAAAUAAUGUCUGUGUGACAGGAGUAAACAAAAGAUAACUGUUAUGGAAACUAGCAAUAAUUCAACCCAAUCCUGGCGAGGGAGUCUUUAUACGCCAUUUGCUUCAUUGCGAUGAACCUCGUCUCAAUUCAGCGGCUACUACUUAGUCUGGUCUACGGAUUUUAGUUUUUAAUUAAAUAAAAAUUGUUUCUCUUUUCUUGAUAGUGGUGCCCCGAAAAUUGCUUUGAUUGUGAACCUGGCACAGUUUGCUUUGAGGGAAGGAAGCAAGACUGUACACCAGGACGAUACAGUGAUGGAAAAGGUUGGUUCGAUCUCGUGGUGGGAGUUUUCGAAGAGAGCCCACAAUCAUGACAUUUUUCAAGUCUCCAAAAAUUGCUUGGUAGAUUUUGCAAAACGUCAGCCUUUCAAGAAAAUUAUCAAGGCCGUUCAUUUUUUGUCAAAAACUGAUGAAAACGUCCAAUUCUUUAAAUCUGAAUACGACUAGAAUUGAGAGGCUCAGUUCGUCUCGUAUCGUCUGCGCGUCAAAUUGAUUCAUGUGAUGUAUUAUUAUGGGAAAUUUUAAACGAUGGGAAUGUCGGCGCGAAAAUGUUAGCGAACUAACAGUAGCAGCUUGCACAGAUAGCUUACACACUACCGGAACGAAUUCCCUUUCUCUCUUCAGGAUUUCCAUGCACGCUUUGCCCUCCCGGUAGCUUCAACAACGCGACUCGUGCACAAACUUGUGAGUGUUGCGAGGAUGGUUACACCAGCACAUAUAUGAAGACCAGUUGUCGGCCAUGUCCUGCCAACGAGUGGGCAAAACAUGGAAGCUUCCCAAACUGUUCCAUGUGUCAGACUUGUUUUAAUUCUGAGGACUGUGAGUGUGACUCUUUGUUUGUUAGUUCGCCGGGCUGUUUUGAUAUUUCUUGAUUAAUUACGAGAUGUGACGGACUUAAAGCGAUAUAUCGCGGAGCCAAAGUUAUGUACGACUCAGUGCAAACUACAGUGUGCAGGAGCAUUCUUCAUUAAAAGGCGAUUUCGAGCUUUGACCUGUGGCGAACAAGACCUGUACACAGUGUUGACGAAUACAGCUGUAUAAUCGAAAAAAGAAACAAAAAGCAAAAAAGGGUUAUGAUAUCUUUUGAGUCACUAACUCGUUUUAUCCCAGAAAAGUGAUUGUGAACUAGCAUCUUUUACUCAUUCUAAAAAGCAGGUUCGCCUAGUUUCUGCGAUGCCUUUGGUUAUAUUUGUUAUUCUCGUUGAAUCUGUUCCAUUGAUCUCCAAAUUUCGCCUUUCGCCUGUGUUCUAUUCAUAAUAUUGCCUUUACUCUUUGUCACAGUUUGUAUCUUUGCUUUUUUAGGGUUAUUUCCAAGAAUUAAUUCGUAAAAUUAGCGAAAAAAUAACAUGACUGUAUUAGCUAGCUUAAUCAUAAGACUUGACGUUUCACUUGAAAUCCGCAAGGUCCAUGUUUGUCCAACGGUACUUGUUUUCCUGGUGUAAGCUGUCUUAAUGUCGGAGUUGGUCAGUCAAAAUGUGGUCCGUGUCCUAAAGGUUAUGAGGGUGAUGGAAGGACUUGUACCGACAUUAACGAGGUAGGAAGGGUGUCACUGGCACAACUUAAGCUGUGUUUUUGUUUGUUUGUUUGAAGUUGUUUCGUUUGCUUGUUUGUUUGUUUAUUUUUUUGUAUGUGUUUUGUUUGUUUUGUUGUUGUUGUUGUUGUUGUUGUUAUUUUUAACCAGACGUCGUAUCCCGCCUGAAUGACAAAGCACGCAGUACUUUUACUUGUAACAUCGAAAAAAAAGAGCAAAACAAAAAAAAUCACAAACAAUCAAACAAACAGGAGAAAAGCAGACAGAGACCUUUUAAAGUCUUCAUAGGGACACGUUGAUCAAUCAUUGAUCUAAUGGUUGAAUCAUCACCAUUAUGUAGGGGCUGUAAUGGGUGGAGAACGAAACGAUAUUCAGGCGCAGUGAUAUUGUCCCAAAAACAAAAAGAAAACCGUGUUUCUUGAUUUUCUGGUUUUAUGCUGUUGAUCGCUAGUAUGUCAAAUUCUCGUUCUUCUGGGUGUUCAAGUAUCAACGAAUCGUCAUUUUUCCACAGUGCACCCGUGCCAGCCCUUGUUAUGAGAGUGAUAAAUGCCAAAAUCUCGUCCCUGGUUACCAGUGUAACGCCUGUCCCGACGGAUACAGAGGGAACGCUCCAUCGGGUGUCGGUUUGGAAGACGCUCAGAAUUCCAAGCAAGUCUGUGAGGAGAUUGACGAGUGCAAAGAGGGGAUCAGCAGCUGUGAUCCAAAUUCACAAUGUAUCAACACAAAUGUGAGUCGUGUGUAGACCGAUUUUAUAGUUUAUCUUUGUGAAUAUCUCCUCUUUCAAUAAAAAGGGGGAAAAAAACGAAACUACAACGCCUUCUAUAAACUUAGACUAAUUUUUGAAGAUGAAGCGGAAAAAAGGAAAAUGCGUCUAUUAAUUGCUGUAAACGAAAAUUAGGAAUUUUUAGUGUGUUUUGGGUUUUUAUGAAAACGCUCUUAAAAUUAACUGAAUACUCUGCAUUUGGAAGCGCAAAUUUUAUUCGGUGCACUUGUAGGAUCUCCGUAAUUAUGUUCGAAUCACAAUUGCGGAGCCUCUGUGGUUUAAUCACCUUAGAGUAGCAUAGUAAUAAGAGACAAUGUUGAUCGUGACGACAUGACGGUCCGUCCGUCCGCAUGUACGCAGUUUCAUGUCAAUGUUGCAAGAGAAUCAGUCCGAUAGACGAAAUUUUUACGAAACGAGUACUGUAAGAAGUAGAAGUACAGGUUUAUGUAAGCUUUAUUGCAUUUUUCAACUUAUCAAUAUAUUUAUUGAUUCACAGGGAAGCUUCACGUGUGGCCCUUGCCAUCCUGGUUUCAUUGGUGAUGGCUACUUAGGUUGUAACCCUGGUGACCUGUGCACCAAUGGCUCUCACACUUGCCAUGAAAAUGCUCAGUGCACCCAGACCGGUGCUGGAAGAUUCAAGUGCAGGGUAGGUUAAACUUUCUACUUUUUUGCACUUGAAAAACAAAAAAUUGUCCGAAGGAGAGAUUGGUUUUUUUUUUCAUUUCAGCUCGGACCAAAAGUCUGAAUUUUUUUAUUCAAGUUGGCCUUCGUCACGUAGCGUAAUAAAAACGAAGUCUGUGCUUAAAUACACCUCAACCAGAAAUGGCGACCGAAGUUAAAGGGGUGUCAAAGUCGAACAAGCACACGACACGAAUUCAAUUUAAAAGCUAAAGCAUGUUUCAGGCCAAAACUCCACCCCAUUUAGUUCAUUUGUCACUUGAGUACAGCCAUCCAUUCACAUCGUACAAUUUAAUCCACACCGAAUUCGGCAACACGAUUUCAUUCGAUCAAUCAGAGACUUUCAAGUUGAAAGAUCUCACGUGAGAUCUUAUAUCCUUGCGAUGUCAUAAAUGGUGGAUCUUAUUUCUCUCAUUUAGGGAGAAUGUAUGAAAUAUGUGUAAGUUAAUGAGUUUACCAUGUCUUCUUCCUAGUGUAAGGAUGGGUACGGUGGUGAUGGAGAGGAGUGCGAAAUCGAUCCAGACCUUGAUGGAAUUCCCUCCGUAGGCUUAAGUUGCACCUUGCCAAAUUGCUUCAAAGUAAGUACGACACAUAAUUCUAUAAACUUAUCUUCGGUCCAGCAACCGGGAGUGAAUUAACUGUUUCAGAAAUAACAAACCAAACAUUCAGGCCUGUCUGCAAGGAGGUUGGUAAUCCCAGGUAUGUGAGGUAACCUCCUUAGGUGGGGUAACCGGCUGGCCUUAGGGUCUCUCACUUUAUGUUGAUCACGUUUACAUGAUAGGUGGGGUAGCCCGCCCAGGUGCGUUUCCCAGUCUACCAGGUAGGUAACCAUGUCAGCCGGGGUCAUGUUACAUUCGUAAGUGCGCCAACAACCUCUAGAAUCCUCACCCCGGGAUCCUGGGGUUGUAAGAUUGUAUGUAAACGCGGGCUAUUUUUCAACCUCAGCUAGGCGGGUUACCUCACGGACUUAAGGUCCUCCCCAUCCAUGUAAAGAGGCUCUUAGGGCGUGACGCCAUUAGUUUGCUGACUUACUGCUUAAAAUGCAAGACGAAUUACAACGCAAAUUUCUCUCGAUCCUGUUUAGUAAGUUGUUUGAUUAGCAAUUUUAUGGGAGUUGAAAGCGAUAUGGAGAUGAUGAAAUUUUAAAUAUUUAUUUUAGAAAUACAUGUAAAUCAAGACUGUAUUGUUGUUUGGCUCUUUUCAUUCCGUUUAUUAACAUAGCAGUUACAACUGACAUCGCCACACCAUGUUGGAAUGUUCAUGCGAUUAAAAAAAUUAGGACUUUUCUUCGCUGAAUCAUUUAGCCUUCAAACUUUUUUAACUUCAAUGAUUCAGCUAAUGCUCACUCUAUUAAAACCAAAACAAAAUCAACUAUUAUCGAAACAGGGAUAUCGAGGUAUUUUUGUUUUUCAAUGGUUUAAGGGGCAGGCUUAACCCUUUCAUUGAGGAUCAUGUGCCAGUUUGGUGCUAUGCAAAAGUCUCGAAUUUUUUUAUCCAUUAAUGCUACAUUGCACUGCAGGAUAACUGUCCAACUGUACCUAAUACGGGUCAAGAGGACACCGACGGUGAUACAGACGGGGAUGCUUGUGAUGAAGAUGACGACAAUGAUUUGAUAGUCGACAAACUGGUGAGUGUAACCUCGUUUUUAUUUUUCCGUUAUUUAUAAUUUUUUAUUUAUUCUUUGUCGAAGGUUUCGUAUAGAAAGGGUUUCGAACCCUGGAGUAUUAAUAGAACGUGUUUUCUGAUCGUCAGGUUGAGAGUAGUUCUGAGGGACUGUUUUCGAUAGAAGUGAUUUACUUUUCGACAGAUAGUAAAACGUUUAACCUUGUCUGAUCGUGGGGUUGAGAAAAGUCCUGGGCCCGGUUGUUCAAAGGCUGAUUAGUGCUAACCCACGGUUAAAUAUUAAAUGCAGUUUCCUAUAUUUCACUCUUUAAAAGCUGUUUUGGGAUAAUUUUCCUAAUUUUCUAUAGAACAUUUAGUCAUCAACUUGUACACAAAAAGAAUCAAAUUCCUUUUUCUUUUAAAGCCCUCAGAUCUGAAAUCAAAAUUCACAUAAACCUUGGGUUAUCUUAAUCCGACUUUGAACAACCUGGCCCUGAGAAUGAUUGUUAUAGAUAAAAGUGACGGACGUUUCGACGACCAUGGCGUAAGUUAUCAUCCCAGUCGACUUUGGUGAUGCUUUCGCCAAGCUUGUCUAAAUUUCAGUCACUAUUACCGACAACACUCCUUCCAUCUGGACAAUCAGACGGACGAUCAGACUACACGACAUGUCUGAGUUCAUCCAGCCUUUUUAAACCUUUCAAACAGAGGUGAUCCUACGAACGCCUUUGUUGAUAUAUGUGGUGUUGUUUCCAGGACAACUGUCAAUUUGUGAAGAAUCAGGACCAGUCCGAUUCGGAUGGAGACGGAGUAGGUGACGCAUGUGAUAACUGCAUCAAUCAACAAAAUCCUGACCAACUGGACAGUGACGGAAAUGGAGUUGGGGAUGCAUGUAAUACAACGGAUCCUGACGGCGAUGGUAAGAGUUAACCAUUGUCACACAAUAUCACACACGUUCAGAUUAUUCCGUAGCUUGAGGGAUGGGAUGAUUGCGUAAUAAGAGCUUGACCGUGAUAUAGCUCAUGCAACUGGUUAGCAAGAGUUAGAACUCUUUGGGGAAUUCUCUGAGCUUUUGUACUUGUAAAAGUAGGUAAUUUAUGUGAGAUUUUAUUUGAAUUCUUGGCUGAUAAAGCGAACGAAAGGUAAGCAUAAUUGCCACUUUUAUCAAUUUUUUUUCUAUGAGUGAGUACCGGGGAAACUUGGUUUUAGAGAUGUUAACUGCAAAAUCAAAAUAGCUACAAAAUCUAAGCAGUAAGCUGUAUAAACGAUUUUCUUUUAUUUUCUGCAAACUUUAAACAUGCAUUUAGAUGUUUUUCUAGAUAUCUCUUUAGCUGUUUUAUUUUGUUUUCUGCUUUGUUUGUUUGUUUGUUAAUUUGUUAAUUUGUUAAUUAACUGAUUAAUUUAUCAUUCUUUUUGCAGGAGUAUCUGCUGAUAACUGCCCAUUAGUCAGUAAUCCAGCCCAGAGCGAUACAGACUCUGACGGUGUUGGUGAUGCCUGUGAUAACUGCCCUUCAGUGAGUAAUAGUGCUCAGGUACGUCUCAUCUAUUUCAUGAGAGUACUAAUCGACACGUUGCAGAAUAAGCAUCCAAAACAUUUAAAGAUUCGCUGUUGACAUUGAAAUGACCUCAAGCUACCCAUUUGUUUUUUUUGCGUGUUUUUGAAAACACCUGUUCGAUGGUAGCUCAGUACUACUUCAAUUUUCUCUCUUCGAGAAUGGUACAAACAAAAUCCCAAUUUCCAGUCUCUCAGGGUGUUUCUAGACUUAACUGGCUUAAUUGUUACUAAAGUAAGAUCUGGAAAAAGAAUAUGAAUUGUUUAACGGUGAGAGUGAAAUUGUAUCAAACCCUUAUCGCAGCAACGUACGAGAAAUUAGGGUUGAAAUGAUCCAUCCUACGAUCACGCAAUUUGUUUUAUCAAAAACUAAAUUGGCCACCAUAAGGACUUUCUAAGCUGACGUUUCGAGCGUUAGCCCCUCUUUUAGUUGUGAGUUGUGGAAAGUGAUAAAUGCAGCAAGUUCGAUAACUUUUUUUUCUCCUAUAGACUGACGCCUAUCAAAGCGGAUAUGGCGAUGCAUGUUUCGGACCUGGAAAAGACAAGUGAGUCGACCACUUCCCUCUUAAAAUCUGAAAGUUGAUUCUUGGGACAAAUACCGUACACUUGGAGAUAUUUUUUUCUCCGAGUGUGCCUCUGUAAUUCUCUGAAUAAUAUCAUCUUUCAGUACUCAGUAGUUUUACCAUUUAUCAGAUGAACGCUGAUACCUUUUUCCAUGCAUUACAUUCCCAUCUUUAAUCUGAUUGAUUGGUUUCCAGGGAUGGCGAUGGCGUACCAGAUGGUUUUGACAAGUGUGUUGAUCUCCCAAAUGGCGAACAGGCAGACGCUGAUGACGACAGCGUAGGUACGAUGUAAAAUACAGACGAGAAGACCAACGGCACAGUGUAGGACGUGCUUUAUUAUGCGAUUGUAGAAAAACGGUGCCAACUAAUAUUUGACUUGACUGAUAAGAUGAUCUCUGCAGUGAGUUACAAAGAGGUUAUGACAAACCAAUUGUUUUAACUAAUAUUUACAGCUUUACAGAGUCAUGUGAGUAUAAAUUCUCUUCUUUGAACGAAUUUUUAGGAGAUGCUUGUGAUGGUGAUCAGGACGGUGACAAUGUUGGUAAUAAUGAUGAUAACUGCCGUUUAGUGAGCAACGCUGGUCAAGAACAUGUUAAUUUGAAUUACGACGCGAAAGGUAAAUACCAUGUUACCAUGUGGUAGAAGUACCGAUGAUUUCGUGAGCAAUUUAAGAAUAAAAUAGGCGAUGCGAUAACAUGAGUUUUGGGUAUUGAAAUAUUACCUCUACCAAAGCGGACAAUUCUAGGCGACCAACUCAACACCUUAAGAAAACGACUUGCAGGCAAAAUGAACACAAUUCAAGAAUCUGACUGUGGACAGUCAAACAGACUGCACUCAAGCCAAUGUUUUUUUUUUUUUUUAAUUUAGUGGUGUAUUCCUUUUUUCCAUAACUUUAUUGACUCUACACAUUUUAAUUUUUAUUCACAUCGGCACCAACCCUUGAUUAUUUGCAUUUGCUGGUUGGGAUUUCGUCACGAAAACGUCGUGUUUCAUGUGUGGCUCUUUUUUAUUUUCUCAGAUGUUUUGUUGUCGAUCAGCAAGUUUUUUUCUAUAAGGGCAUCCGCGUAGAUCGGCAUAAAUCGGACAGAACAUUAUCUCAUGCAAUGCUGAUAUUUCCAGCGUUUCAGCGUGGCUUGGGCUUUUUACGCGAAUGCAUUAUUUUAAGGUUAUUUUUCUUAAAGAAAAACCACAAAUCAGUUUUCUUUUUUUGGUUAAUGUAUACUUCGUCACAUGAGCUGGUCAACUUAGAUGGCUUGUGCUUGUUAUUUAUUUGUAGCAAGACCUGUUGGAGAUGCUUGUGUCGAUGAUUUUGAUGGAGAUGGUGUCCAUGAUAACGAUGACCACUGUCCAUAUGUGAAACAUCUCAGUAAGACAAGCUUCAUAGACCAUUUCACUGUAGACCUGGAUCCUGGACACUCGGAUGAACUUCCUGUCUGGAGAGUCGCUAAAAAGGUAUGUCUUGCUCGAUAAUGCUUUUCUAAAUAGCAAUAGGACAUAAGUUUAUGCUUACUACAAUGCAGUGAUUAUCUCCUGUGAUAGGCUAAUCUGGGCUUCCAUAGGCACAAGUUGAUGUUGUGUACAAAAAAGUUUAUGGGCUGUUGACUGUAAUGACCAAUAGCAUUGUCUUCCUGUACUUUAAUGCCAUGUUCUAAGGACGUUCACCACUGUUGGUCAAUCCUAACCACUAUGGUUUUCCAUCCUCGUAUCCUGUAUCCAUGGUUUGUCCAUCAUGGUGUUUGCAAGUCAAUCCGUUAUAUUGUUCUCCACCCUUCGCCUUUUUUGUUUACCAUACUCUACUUGAGUUUAUUGACAUUUGUGUUUUCCUUCCCAGGGUAUUGACGUUGAAGAAAUUACUAACACCUCAUCAAAGCACCCUGCUAUGCUUAUCGGUUUGUGUUCAUGUUUGUCAGUAUUGCUUGUUGUGGUGAUGAGCUUCUGAACCUAAAAGUGUUGUAGCCAAAAAUUCAUUUUCACUGAGCUUUUUUUCGUCACAAUCUGUAGAAGAGGAUACCUGAAAAGUACCGAUGAAGGCUAUGUUGCGUUAUGAUCUUUAUAAAAUAAAAGAGUCUAAGGUUGUAAAACGUCGAAGUCAGUUUUUUGUUGCCACUGAAGAGCUUGAAAUUUUUGCGCAAUGUGCAUUGUUACUUGAGGCAACUCUAAGCGAUAAGACGAGUACUGACUUCCAGAUCUCUCGGACAAUGUCACGUUAAUAAGAGAGCCUCAGUUGUGCCACAGGAAAUUCCGUGACCAAGAUGUUUGAUUUUCAGAAUUCAUAUUAAUUUAAAUGGGUUAAAUCCAUACAUAUAGGUGGCUUAAGUGAUCUCUUAACUCUUUAACCCCUGAGAGUGACUAACAUGUAAUUUUUUCCAACAGUAUAACCCCUGCAUCACACAGUAAGGUCAUGGGAAUUCAGGAAAUGAUCAUCUUCUAAAUAUUCUCUCAAUUUAUGCACAAAUUCUCCUUGUCAGCACCUUAGGAAAUGUAUAAAGAAGAGUAUGGAGAAUAUGCAUGCUGUUGUUCAGGUGUAAAGGGUUAAACAAAGCCAUAUCCACUCUUCAUUUAUCAUGCGAAAUUUUACACGAACCGCCACUGUAUAUAUCAUGGAUUAUUAUGAUGAUUGUUCCCACGUAGGAUUAUCUAUUCCCUUUUUAUGUAUAUUCCUUCGUGUUCCUGUAGGUCAAUCCCGAUAUGGUCCCGUUGACUUUAGUGGAGUACUUUAUGUGAAGGAGAGUGAUUCAUCCGAUUAUGCCGGAGUAGUGUUUGGUUAUCAAUCAAACCGCAAAUUCUAUGUGGUGAUGUGGAGAAGAGAGAACAGUAAUUUUAAGGAUCUGAACGAUAAGGCCGGAAUUAAAGGAGUCCAAUUAAAGGUAAGUCAUUCUAGAGGUAUUUUGUCAAUUAGCAGAUGAUUUGCGUGUAGCCUUAUCCCUUUUGAUUUCACAGCUCGUCGAUUCAAACACGGGGCCUGGAAAUUCGUUGGCGCAAGCGCUGUGGCAUUCCGGAGAUACUAUUAACCAGGUAAGUGAACUCUCCCCUGUCAAAAACAACAUCCAACAUACAGCACUAUAUAGUAUGUUAAACGUUAUGAGAGACAUCUAUCUUUUCUCUCAGGUGAAGCUUCUAUGGCAAGACCCUAAAAUGGAAGGAUGGAAAUAUGAAACCUCUUACGCCUUCCACGUGUUUCACAGACCAUCCAUCGGUCUAAUAAGGUAUAAAGAUCUUUUUAAGGAAUUUCGUUUCUUCUAAAGGAAAUUGACUUCGAAAACUUGCGUAAAUACUAGCCUAAGUCUUCGAAUGUUAUGAACGAUGAUCUAAGGUAAAAUGAUAGGUAUAUGGGCAGAGUAAUUUCCGAUGAUAAUGAUAGGCAUAUAUGUAAGUCGUGAGAUAAGUCGUCGUUUAUUAAAAUAAUAUCUGGCUGUCGUGAGACUGAAUUACAUGUUUUAGAACAAAAAUGGAUAAUCUAUUUACAUACGAUAAAUAUAAUAAUAAUAUAUGCAGUAUCAAGUGGCUUGGCUGCAUAGUGCAUAAUAAAUGAGUUCUUAAAUCUGUUAGUAUUGAUUAAUUGUAGCGAGUAUGUGAAAGAAAUAAUUAAUGAGAGGAGAACGCAUCGUGUGAUUCUUUAUUUCAGAGUACAAGUUAAACAAGGCGAGAAAGUGCUGACUGAAUCAGGUGAUGUGUAUGAUACAACGAUCACCGGAGGAAGACUGGGUAUGAUGGUUUUCGGCCAGCAGGAUGUUAUCUGGUCCAGACUAGAAGCUAGGUGUAUUGACAGGUCAGUAGAUAAGUCAUUGCCCGUCAUCAUCCAUACUGCAUCUGUAAGGUUGUGUUUUUACGGAUGCUCGUUCUCGUAAAUGAUUAUUGUGUUUUCGAAACCAACCUUAGGUGAUUGCUUAAAGUAUAAAAAAUGUAUACACACGGGCCAAGUAGUCUAUCCAGCCGGAUAGGACGCGCACAUUUCUUCCCCAGAAUUUCAUCGCCCGUACCAGUCAGGGGCAAUGUGUCAGUAAAGUUUCUCGUCCAAGAACACUUCAGCAAGAUUCAGCCAGGCCUCGAACUCGGCCCUAACCGCUCAGCCACCGUGGCUCUUACAAAAGUAAUUUCUUUUAAUGAGGACUUCGUAUUUUGUCCAGUCUGAUAGUUUUGGCUUCGCAAUUGAUACCAUCGCGCUAAUGCAUUUUGUUUCGGCAGUUAUUUGUUAUUAUUUAUGAAAGGAUUUGGAAAUAGCCAUUUACACAAACCAGUGAACAUGUCGUUGUCCAGAUAUAAGUCAGAUGGACGCUGUGGCCGAAUAAGCAAUCUGUGAGAAAAGAUACAUUCUCUAACCUGGAGAAAAAUCUUUUUUUUGUUGUUGUUGUUGUAUCAGGGUAAAUCAAGCUUUGCACUUUGAUGGAGUUGAUGAUCACGUAACCCUUCCAUCUAUCCAUAAUCUUGGUUUAACAGACAGGUACCUGCAUUCACAAUUUAAAUUUACCUUUUUGUUUGACUUUUCCUCGUCAUUGGUCUCUAUUCUUUCAUGUAAAGACUCUCUUCUCCACUAAACUAGCGACUGGAAUUUGAAUUGUAUCCCAAGGCAAGGAAGGAUGUUACUCACGCAGUGAGAAAUAAAAAAAUUCAAAAAAAACACAAUUCGAAUCAUGGGUGAGGAGGGGAAGGGGUCAGCAUUUUGUUUUAACCUUACAGUUUGGAAUUAUCUAAUUGCAGUUUUACGAUCAGCACUUGGGUUUGGAUGGCAGCGGAUUAUCCCAAUACUGAUAUGCCCAUCGUGUGUAGUCUGGAUGCCAAACUAUGCUUGUACUUAAAAAACAGGUAUAACGUGUGGUUUUUAUUUGUUUGUUGUUCUGUAUACUCAAAGACAAUUUAUUCAGUGAAGAAGAGAAGAGAAAACUAAUCAUAAUUCCGUUUCAUCUGCUGUCUAGACAAGUCUAUGGGAAUAUGGGACCGUCUGUCGUUCAAGGGUCGGAAGUUAUUGAGCCCGAAGAAUGGCAUCACCUGGCCUACAGAUAUGACGCCCAGAGUAAGUACACCAUUUGAUUAACAGACCUUAUUGUUCGUUUAAUGAAUUGAAAUGACUGUUAGAUAGGCAGGCAGGGAGCCAGUCAUCCAGUAUAUAAUUCAUUCCGGUAGCCUGUAAGUCAGACAGCCAGUCAGUUUGUCAGUUAGACAGUCAUUCGCUCUCUCAGCUGCUCACUCAGUAACUUAGCUAGAGAGUCAAAAAAGUAGCUAUUCAAUCUGUUAAAAAGCCUACUAACUAACUAGUGGGCCAAUCAGUCAGCCAUCGAGUCAAUCAGGCAGGCAGUCGGCUAGUCAGUUAGUCAGUUAGCCAGUCAGUCAGAAAGUUAGGCAAUCAGUUAGUUACCAGUCUAUACAUGUGUAAGUCACUCAUUCUUUCUCUCUAUCAGUUUAUAAGUCACUUAGUUUGUCAAAUACACAGAUGGACUGAUGGACAGACGAAUGUAUCGGACGCAGUAAUAGAUGAAAGCUGAUCUGAGAGGCUAAUGUCUUUUAGUUUUAUUUAUACUUACUUUGGAAAAGCGGUUGACUUGCAUACUGAUCUACGAGAAGCGAAACGUUAUAUUUUGAAAUUUUUUAGCAUGAAGUAAUUCUUAAAAAAGAAAAUAAUCCCUCACUUUUCAAUUUCAGCUUACGAACUUAAGCUUUUUGUAAACGGUUCAUCCGUUGGAUCACAAAGCGAUGUAUUGCCACAAACCUGGGUAGGUCUCUGUAACUUUUACUCAUCUCUAAUGUUUCAUAAGGUUACGCGAUAAAAAAAAUGAAGGACAGACUCCUGCCUGUAUAACUCAAACAAGAGAGGGUCGGACUCCUGUGUACGACGGUGAGCUUUCAGCCUCGGACCUGACCAACUCAUAGGGAGUGACUAGCACCUAAUUUCUCCUUACAAUAUCACCCUGGAAUCACACUUAAGGUUACUAUAAUAGAGAAAAUGAUUGCCAACCAAAGAAGUUCUCCAUUGUUAAAGCAAAUUGUCCUCGUGAACACCUUAGGAAAUGUAUAGAGAACGGUAUGGAGAAUGUGCAUACUGAUAUUAGGAUUAAGGGUUAGAGAAGAACACACUUUAGUACUUAGAGUGCUUCCGUUAUAGUCGUGUGGAAUGUGAUUAAAUGAAUAAAUUGAUGAAGCUAUUAAACUAAAAGAAAAAAAAACACAGGGGAAAAUGUUUUUCUGUCGUAAAUUUACGUCUUUAGUCUCUCUCUCCUCUCUUUGACUUUGUAGAAGUUAGAAAUAUAUUUUCUCUCUCUUUCAGUCUUCUAAUGAUCUUCUUUAUGUGGGACGUGACAAUAGUAACUACCUGAGUGGAACUGUGGAUGACGUAAGUGUAUUUCGUCCUUAGGUUGCUUUUGUCUUUUCAUUUACCCUCUGAAUUUUCGGAGAAAAUUUAUCACGGUUGAUGAAUAGUUACUUCCAAUGAGUAGGACUUUGCAACAGUUUGAUUGAUGUCAAUAAAGCCAUGGCUCCGAUUUAUUCGAAUGGAGUCGUUAGUGUUCAUGAGUUAUCGCAGAUAUCUACGCAGGACAACUUAUUACUCUAACUAUGUAACAUUCCAUUCGUUUCGAACCACGGUCGCUUCGCACCUACGGUCGUCUCGUAUCCAGUCGAUUCGUACCAAAAUUCAGACAAUUCGUACCCAGUUUGCGUCGGCUAGUAUUCAUACGGCUGAUCGAUAUGUAGCCGUAUCAAUAAUUAUUCAUUCGAAAUACCGCACGUGCGCCCGCCGGAACAGAUGUCGAUUGUUGUCUACGGCAAGCUAGUAGAGUCAAGCGAGUAAGGUGCAAUUAAAAUUAUGUUGUGUAUACUUUCGACACUCUUGACAAAAACAACUGAAUUAUUGCAUAGCGCAAGGUAAGCGAUUCCUUUCAAUAUAAUUUUCUAUUGCUCAUCAACUGAAGAAUUAUUGGAUGUGGUUGAUUUAUGUUUUUAGACCUCUUUCAAGCUAAGGAAAGGCUUUGGCUAAAAAAUCAAACAUUUUUGUCCACCAUCUUGAUGGAAGAACUCGUUUGAUUUUUUAGAUUUUUUUUUUAUCAAACUUUGCUUCUUAACGUUCUGCGUCAUGAGCAAAUGUUUGAUCGUCUAGCCAACCUAUGUUGUGUGCAACAAACUCGAUGCUUAACGGCAUAUUUCAACUUAAGUUGGGGCUUAAGAACUUAUAAACUUGUCCCUUUAUUCAUUUCCUACAGUUGACUCUAUGGGGGGUGUACGUCGAAGAUGCAGAGAUUGCCGAUUACAUGAAAACUGCCGGCCUGUUGUUACCCAUCCACAAGGGCGUGGUCAGAGCGCAUUUCAACAUGGACGAGACUUCUGAUUCAGUCAUUCUUGAUCAAGCAGGAAAUGGUUACCAUGGAAAUCUAAUGGGCGGAGCAAGUUUCGUCGCGGUGAGUGACGUGUUUGAUGAUCUCGUGAUGUUCCUAUCAUGGUAUUUUGGUUGCUGAAAUGACUAGUCCUAGGGAUCUAUUAAGACCAGGUGACAUAACCCUUUGAACAACUGCGGCAGGGCAAAUUUGUAAGGAUACGAGCCCUCGUUUAGCGUUUAAACGUCGUAUUGUGACUUCCCGACAUCGCGGGUCUCGCGAAUCUCUUUGGUGACACUCGAAACCCGGGAUGUCGUGCAAUAUAAUAAAUGAAUAAUAGGUUGUUGCUCAUGCUGCUCAACCUCAAACUGACCUUCACUCAAUGGAAAAUGUGCUGUUAACUUGUUUUGUUUCUUAGAGCUCCGUCGACAAGAAUCGUUUUGUAAUCACGUUCCCGAACAAUAGGAGGAGGAGAAGAAGAAGUUUAAAUACACCUUGGUCGCAACACAAUGAACUCUAGGAACUGGAAAGUUGUUGUUGUUGCUGUUUUCUUACAAUUUUUUUUGUAGCACCGUCACGAAUUUCAACUUGAAUAAUAUUUGCUUACAUGUAGAACUUGCGUAGCAUACUUUUAAUUGAUGCAAGCCGUUUGAGACCGUUCAUGACCUUUUUUGAACUAUUUAUUGUAUUUAAGGAACACUUGAGGGUGCAAUAACUCAUAGUUUGAUUUGUAACAUGGACAUUAUUUGAUUUAGUAACAAUGAUUAUUUAAAGCUUUAUGCAUGGUCAAUAAUAUUUAUAUUUUGUUUACUUCUUAAAAAGUUUCUACUGAUUUUGUAAUUGCAACCACAAUCAAGAUUGUUGGAAAAUUUCCCCUUUCCUGUACUUCUCAAUAUUGGUGACGUGAAAAUUGGACCCUACCAAGAAAGCUCAAAAUCGAUCAGUUAACAUGAUAUGUACCUCUAUUUAGUGGCAAUGUUUAUUUAAAGCUUUGUGCACAGUGCUAGUCUUCCAAACAUAGGAAAAGAACACAAUGAUAUUUAUAUUUUGUUUACUUCUAAAUAAGUUUCUGCCGAUUUUGUAUUUGCAACCACAGUCAAGAUUGUUGAAAAAUUCCCCCUUUUUUUAUAAUUCUAAAUGAUGGUGACUUGAAAAUUGGACCUCACCAAGAAAGCACAAAAUUGAUCAGUGAACAUGUCCUGUACCUUGCAACAUGAUAUGGUUCUUACAAAAUACAGCGAAUAGCUGAUGAGAAUGGAUAAACUUAUCAACCCAGAGAGUACUAGUCUGACACAAAAUUCUCUCAACGAAUUUACGAAGAAGCAUAUUGUAGCUUGAGAGUAGCGUUUAAAAUCAAACUAAGGAGUGAAAUGGAUUAAAAGAAGAAUCGAUCGUAGAUUGACUGUUCGUACGUGUAGUUGUAAACUAAGUUAUUUAAAUCAGUGGCAGGUUCAUUGAUCUGCGGUAGAUUCUGAUUUAUUUAGAAAACAUUCGCUUAUUUAUAUGUCCUUGUGACAGUGUAACUUGUCCAUGGAACACCUUAAAGGUGUGGCGAGACGUGUAAGUCAGGAUCGGGUUUUAGAAAGCGUUUUGCAGUAGUCCUAAUUUAGCUGUUAAGAUGUCAGCAUAUGGCUUUUCCUAUGCAGUUAACAUAGUGUUUCGGAGUUUCGAGGAACUUGAGCAGGGUUUAUCACUGACAAUAUUAAGUUUACAUUAGAAGAAAUGGACAGGGGAGAAGCACAACUAAUGUCAUGUAGGAGUUUUAAAUGUAUAUUUUUGAUAACUAUUAGUAUUCCCUAGUAUAUUUUUAAAAUGCAGAAAUUUGACUUUUUUCAGCACCAUAAGAAUGUGUUAAUAAAGAACGUUCAGGUUUAUC
This is a messenger RNA of Pocillopora meandrina, 48547 nucleotides long. The record is from the annotation of a GenBank genome assembly. NCBI's taxonomy places the organism in Eukaryota, Metazoa, Cnidaria, Anthozoa, Scleractinia, Pocilloporidae.